CGGUAAAUAGGUUAAUACGGUAAUAUAUUUUCAUUAUUUAUCUUGAGUCGUACAGUCGUGAGUAAAAUGUAAAUUCAAAUUGAUUUUUAAUUGUAUUUUAAAUUCUUUUAACUAUUACUAUUGUUGGUGAAAAUCGAAGAGCUCAACACUAAUCAGCUCAGCAUAAUACUUCUUUCCAGGAUUUUACUUUGAACUAUGUAUGUACACACUUAAUAAUUAUCUACCAGUAUUGCUUAAUAUUUGAUGAGAUUUAAAAAAAUCCAUAUUUCAUUAUUUUACAUAGUUCUGGAUUAUGGAUUAUUAUCCAUAAUUUAAAACAAAUUGAUAUCCAUAUAAAUAUUUACAUAACAAAGGUUUAUUAAUUUAGUUAUAGUUAUUAUUAUGUAGAUUUUUUUCUUGGUUGGUAGUGAUUACCUAAGUACUUACCAACAAAGCUAUAAAAAAAAAAAAAUUAGUGGCACAAAAAUGGUUAACUAUGUACCUCCUUGUUUAACGCAAUGUCCCCUUAAAAUAAAUGACUUCUGGCCUAUAUUUUCAAUUGAUGUUAAACUGUAAAUACACCACCUCCAAUUUUGACUUUAAUAAUUAUAAUUUAAAAGUAGGUUGGUAACACAAAAUAUUUUAUAGUUGUGUUAUUCAAAAUUUUAGAAUGACCCUUUUUUGGUGAAUUUUCUUCAAAAAUUAAGACUAGGUUUUAUAGGUGAAUUGAAAUGAUGAAAGUUGUGUUGAAUUUCAAUAUGAAUUGAACCUCAAUGAUGCAAGUAAAAGGAAAUAUUUUAGCUUUGUUAUCCUUUUCAGAUUCCCUAAAUGUAUAUAAAUGGUUUUAGUAUUAAGGAUGUGCCUUUUAGAAGUGUCAAUUUUUAAUCUUCUGUAAAAUUUGUAUGAUCAAACUUCAUCAUUUUAUUUGGGAGUAGUAUAAUACAAUUGUAGUAUAUUAUAGUAUUCGGUGAUUUAUUGUUUUGUAUUUAAUAUUUCCAUUAUACAAAACAUAUUGUUUUUUUUUUUUUAAAUGUUAAAUCGUAGUCAUUAAAAUAAUAUGAAACAUUAUGGAUAAUGAUCCAUAUCAACCUUAUUACUAAAUUUUCUAAAAAUUUGAUAAAAAUAAAUACCUAUCAAAUAAUAGACCAACAAUAGUAGCUGUGCUGUAUGCAAUCUGUAUAAACUUUCUAGUUGCCCUAUGCCAUCUAUGUAACAAAAAUCAUAUCAACCAUCAAAUUUAUUAUUUCACCAAUUUUUUUUAUUUUUUAAAUUAUUAUUACUUUAUAAAAAAAAAAAAAAAAUCAUCUUAUCUGUAUUAUGUGAUUAUAUAUGAAGGUUGUCAUAUAGUUAUAAUUAAAAAUUGUCUUUUAUGUCUUCAAAAAAUCGUUCAAGUAUGUUUCCUUUAUGGUUUAUAGAACGCUACCAUUCUUUUUUAAACUGUCUCUCGAACAAAUUAGUAGCAUUGUAUUUUUUUUAUACCAUAUACAAAUUAAACCAAGGCAAUUUACUGAUUAGAUUUAGCAUAUAUGGUACAUUUAGGGAGUAUUUCAUAAUUACCUAUUUAUUAUUAUACUUUAAAAAAAGUUACAAAAAAGUCUAAUACUAACAAAAUCCAAGCAUUCCAAUCGACCUCAUUGCGAAUGAUUACAGGCGCUCCUCCGUAUGUUUCAAACCACAAAGGUGUGGACAUUCAGACUUAAAAAUUUUAACUGUCCAUGAAGAAGCCAAAAAUGCCUAUAGACUUUUCCGCGCGCGUCUUACAAACCACUCUAAUCUACUAAUCCGUGCCCUAAACUCCAAUUCCAUUCCAGGUAAUCCACCUAGAAGGUUAAAACGUAACUGGAACCGUGACCUAUAAUAGCCCUCUAUAGUCAGUAAGUGUUGCCGCUGGGUGAUUACUUCCUCAUGUCGAUCUCGCCUUUUUUUAUUUUUAUUUUAUUUAUUUAUUUUUUUUUUUUUCCAUAAUUCCUCAAACAUGCUUAUUGUAAAAAGUAUUUACAGAUUGUAUGUAUUAUAAUUAAAAAAAAAAAAAAAAAAAAAAAAUUAUUAUACUUUAUACUCAAGAUAAAUAAUAUUUGUAGAUAUUAUACAGCAUUUGUAUUAAUGCAAUAGUACAAUGGUUUUCAUCCUAAUUCCCAGGGAUUUAGUAUCAAAGGAGCGUAUAGUAAAUAUAGUAGAGUAGGCAAUACAGUAAAUGUAUAUUUUAUAUUAAUUUUUAUAUUAUUAUUAUUCGUAAGGGAGCCGCUAAUUUGGAUUUAAAAAUCAGAAGAGCCAUUGGCCCAAAAAAGUUGAAAACCUCUCCAAUAUUAAAUACAAUUUCUUAUGCAGAUAGCAUACGGAACUAUUACCUCAAAAUUUUACAUUUUUGUUUAGAUGCUACUUAUUUAAUUUAUCUUGGUUUUCAAUUCAUAUUAUAUGUAGGUAUUAGGUAGGUAGUUGAGUAUUUACCGAAAGUAUACAAAAAACAUAGUGAUAGUAAUUAGUAUAUUAAUUUGAUUUAAAUGUUAUGUAUGUAAUUAUGUAUAUGAUCACUACUAACUGUUUAGUAUGAUUUAUAUUUUAUAAUAAUAUAUGUAAAACUUUACAACAUAUCAAACUAUUAUUAAAUGUACAUAGAAUGUAUGUUUCCUUUUAAAGCAUUAAAAUAUAAAAUUAUUUUUUAUGCUGAUGAUCUAAAACUUGAUUGUUAAUAAAGCUCCUUCUCAGAUUCCCUCAUGAUUGAUCGAUGAACUUUGGGCUUUGAUAUUACAUUGCAAAUCUUGUAAUUACAAACUGGAAAAGAUACUAUAAUACUUAAUAAGUAUGUUUUACAGAUAUUAAAGUAGUGCAUUACAACUCACUUUUUUUAAUUCUAUUGCCAUCUACUCUUCCAUCAUUAACAUAUUUUUGGAAUUCAUUGAACAAUGGUUCUAAAUUAUCAUAUUUGUCAAGAGUAAUUUUUUCUUCUGUAGGUAAAUAAUAAUAUGGUGGAGUAUAUGGCACAUCAUACAUAUAUUUUAUUUGUCCGGCUCUAUCAUUCGUACCUUUUGCAAGAUUUAAAUCAUUUAUAUCGUCCUACAUAAAAUAAAUAAAAAUAAAUAAAAUAGAUAAUAAAUUAAUAAUAAUUUUGCUAUAUUACCUCCAAAACCUUGUUUAAAAGAGAAAUUAUUAAUCUUUCAUUUGCCAAUUUUGGUUUUUUAUCAAAUUCCCAUUCAGUCGGAUGUGCUAUAGCUGUUACCAAUAACUGGAGCAAUAUUAAUUUCCACCAAAAGGUCGACAUAUUAUCCACCUGUUAUACAGUACAUUAAGAUACAUUAAAAACAAAAUUACUCAAGUAUUACUUAUUAAUGUGCAAUUCUUUAUUCUGAAUACCUAUUGAAUUAUUGUUAGAUGUUUCGAUAUAUUGAAAUAUUGAAAUAUUUAACAUGUUUAACCUAAUAACAUAAUGUUUUUAUAUUAAAUACAUAGCAUUCUUGAAAUAUAAUUUUCAAAAAUUAGUAGCGUUUUAAAUAUAUCAAUGCACAUAGUAAAUUAGAUCCGUAGUUAAAUGGUUUUUAAACAAAAGAAAUGAAAUUGAACAUCUUGGAUCAAUUUUACCAAUAUUUUUGUAGCAGUGGUGUGUUAGUAUCAUAAUUAAAGAUUUUUUUAAUAAAAUAGGUUCAUUGAUUGUGUAUGAAUAAAGAAAGAUUGGAAGGUUAGAUGGCUUAAGAAGUAAGGACAAUAAAUAUAACUAUAUAAUAAUCUAUAAAUGAAAUUAACCAAUUUUGAUUCUGUGGUGUUCUAGGGAUUUAAGAUUAAGGUUAGUAAGUUAAGGAUCAUACGACAAAUGGGGAGUUCUAGGUAUACCAGGUGAUCCAUUGAAAUAGGUACACUCAUUAUCUUAAAAUGUAUUAACUUUUUCCAGAAUUUGUUUUCUAGAACAUUUAAAAAUCAAGCUGCUUUAUAAUUUUAUGUUGGGAUUAUUUUUGGUCAACCAUAUUUUUGGGGGUAAAACCACUACCUCCUUUUGAUUUUAAAAUGGCAACCUAUAUUAAAAUGUCAAUAAAUAGAUGAGGUAUUAAUUAAAAUCAAUUAUAGUAUUGCAAUUUUUGAUUUCCGUCGAUCCAUUGGCGAGAUAUUCUACUUUUAAUUUUGAGUUGGAGGAGAGUAAUGGUGUGUCAUUUGUGUGGGGGUACUACGUGCGACAUGUUAUUAAUACACCACUACAUUCCUCCAACUCAAAAUUAAAAGUGGAAUAUUUCGUCAACGGAUAUACAAAAAUCAAAGAUUUCAACAAUAUAAUUGAUUUUAACUAAUACUCCUCUAUCUAUUUUUAGACUUCUGAGAUAAUGAGUGUAUCUACUUAAAUGAAUCACUAGGUAUGACACAUAAAAGCUAGAAAAUGUAAAAAUAUAUUCUGAUAAUUUCCUAAUGUAGUUUUUAGACCAAUACUGUAAGAUAGUCAGAUAAUAGUUACAUAAUCUAAAUUAGAGUACACUAACAAACAAUAAUUGAAACAAAGGUAUUCUGGAUUCUGAGUAAAGAUGGUUAUACAAAGAUGUUUUUUUAUUCUGUGGAGAACCUUACUAGAGAACUUCUCCGAUUUUUAUGUGUAAUACCUUUUCUGAAAGUAUAUCGGUUUGAGGAGGUACUUUAAAUAGGACAUUUUUCGAUUUUUUGAAGAGUUUUCCCAGCAAAUUGUGAAGUACCUACCUAAUUUAAACAUUAUAAUUUGUUUGUUAAUUAAUCAAAUAAUAAUAAAAUUUAUAUUGUAUACCUAAAUAUUAUUUAGUUUAAUAAACAACAUUUAUUGUUAAUAAACUAACAGUCAUUUGCAAACAAAUAAUUGUCACUGUUUAUGUUUGCCUAUAUACUUAACAGUCUGUUUGAAAUUGCACUACAGGGAACCCUUAACCCAGGGAAGCAAGGAAAUAAAAUAAUUUUAUUGCGUAGUAGAUACCCAUUAGUAAUGUAAUAUUUUUUAUAGUUAUGACUUGAUAUCACAGCUUAAGGUAAUACGUAAGAUAAAUGAAAAAGACAAUAUAAAUUUUAUUCAUCAUUAAAAUGUUUAAGUUAAUAUCAUUUGUUUUAUAGUUAAAAUAUUAUUUAGGAGGAUAAUAAUAUAAUAAUCAUAGACAUAGUUUUAUAAUUUAUUGUAAAAGUAUGAAAUUAUAACAUUUUCAUUUUACUAGGCUAUUCAUGCAUUAUAAUAAUGUUGAAUUAUCUGGUUGUUCUGGUUUUAGAGAUACAUUGUUAAACAGUUAUCAAAAAUUUAUUUUAAAAAUAAUGUAUACAUAUAUAUAUAUUUGAGAUUGAUAGAAUAAAAAUAACUCAGAACUCAAAAAACAUUUUUUUACAAACCAUAUGCAAAGUUGAAAAUUGCUGAAAAUUAAAAUUUUGGAAUUUUUAAAAAUAUAAAUAUUUAAAAAACGAGCAUGUGGUUAAUUACGAAAUUAUUAUAAUAUGAGGCUAAAACUGAAAAAUUACCUGUUUUGGAAAAAUUAUAGACAUAAGUAAGCGAAUCUGAAAUAAUAUAAUUAAUAAGAAAAGUGACUAUGAAUUAUAAAUUAUUUCAUAUAAAAAUUACCAGUAAAUGUAAUAAUAAUGAAUUCAAAAUAAAAAUAGCUGAUACUAUUGAUAGAUGUCCCAUUGUUGUAGGUGGGAAGAUUAGAUAUACAAUGUUAUUUAAUUUAGGUUCUGAGCAGAGUUCGGGUAAACUGUUUUGAAAUAUGGCAAUUUUUAAGAUUUUCGUUAAAAAAUUAAAAAACUUAAAAUCCUUAAAAAAAAAAAAAAUUAUUAAAUUAUGCCAUUCAAAUUAUGUUUUAGUACCAAAUAAUACUUAUGAUGGACCUCAUUGACCUAUUGGCUAUUAUAUUUUCAAAAAUAUUCACUUAAAAAAUUGAAUUUUCUGUAAAUUUUAAUCAGUUGAUUGAAAAACUCUUAUAAUAUCUGUGUUGUUUUAUUUUAAUGGCUCAGUAAACUGCGUGUAAUUACUUAAUUUCAUUUAUAGCAAUUAACGAUAAUAAUGAAGUUUUUUCAAGAAGUUAUCGGAGAUAUUUCAGCGGGGUUAUAACCCCCUUAUCCCUAUUAUAUUGGCCACUGUAUUAUAUAAACUAAAAUGAAUACAUAUUAAUAGUCAAAUUACUCAAAAUGUUUAUAAAUUUGUUUUUUAAAUCAUAAACAAAUAAAGAUUUUCACUUGAAAGCUGGACAGAAUUAAAUGACCGUUAAAUAAUGUUAAUAAUUCAAUGUGUCUAAACAUUAUUUUUUAAGGAUAUACAAAUUCAUUCAGUAUUCGGGCACAUCCCCUUUCCGUUCACCGUCUUUUUCAGAUAAGACGAUUAAAUAUUAAUCUAUGUAGAUGGCGAAAACAAUAAUUUAAAAAUACUCGUUUGCUCUAAAAACUAUUAGUUUUUACUAUGAUGCGUUAUUUAUCUUUGUAAAAACUUUUCAGGCUUAUUAAAAUGUUUUUGCAAAGUUCCAUCCACAUAUUAUACUCUUUAGACGAGUUAUUGAGGAAUACCGAAGGCACCUACUUAAAAAUAUAUUUUCCAUAGUAAUUUUUAAAAAAUUGCUCCCAAGCACAGAAGACAAAAUCAUUCACAAUUUGAAUUCUGAUCUUUAUUUAAUCGUUGUUCGACUAAUAUUUUACGAAUAUUUUGUAUACUUUUUCAGUUUUUACAUAUUAUACUAGUAUAUUGCAAGCACGUAUUCAAGAUCUAUUUUCGGGGGGAGGAGAGGGGGGUUAAAAUAUUUUUAAUACAUGAACUUGUAGCUAGUUUUUAUAUACAUCUACUUUACAAAUUUCAGAGAGGUUAAACCCCUUACCGUCCUGUAUAUUGGGUUUAGUAUAUUAUUUUAACUUCUAGUAACUCUAACCCACCGAUAAUGUAUGAAAUAAUUUAAUUUUCGUUAUAUAAUAUCGGAUUGAAUCGUGUCGGUGUGAAUAUUUAAUUAUAAUAUUUUUAUCCUUUGCGUUUUUUUUUUUAUCUUACGUCGGUCCUCUCCGAAUAAUUAAAACAAUGAUUUAUUAAUUUGCCGUUUAUUUUUUUUUUUCGGAAAUUGUUAAAAUUAAAUUUUCGUUUUAAAUUUUGUACCAGCACCUUCCUUUAUAGCUAUACGCAUAUUAAAAAAAAAAAAAAAAAUACUUAACUUUUAUCCAUUUACAAAUCGAUGUAUAUUUUUAACGAAAAUUUAAAUGACAAAAAUAACCGCGUUAAUAUAAAGUUAAAGUUGUUACUUGCUCAGCGAAAGGUUCAUUCUCAAAAAACUUAUUUGAAUUUAUAUUUGUGUUAGUUUAUUUACUUUUUUAACUAUAUUAUAACAAUUAACAUGCUUGUAGUUUAUUUUCCUAAUCAACAUUUUAUAAUGGCGUGCCAUAGUCUGGAGAUGCCCGAUUGUGGCCUUAAUUCAAUUACUUAGUCCUAUUCUGUACCCACUUUAGUACAUAUCGCAUUUUUUUGAUAUAUUUAAGUAUUUUUCGACGUUUCAAUAAUAAUCAUCAAUUCAGUAUUUAAUUCGUAAUCAUGAUCAUUGACAUCGAAUUUACUUUCACUUUUAAAUAUUUCUUUGUUGUAUCGUUUAACAAAACGUUUACAAUUUUUAUUUUUAAAACGCCAUUUUUCUAUUAAAUUUGCUUACGGUUUAUGAAAGCGAAAUAUAAAGUUAAAUAUCACUUAUGUACGUAUAUGAGACUUGAUUCAUCAUACAAGGGUAAACUGGUAAUAUUGGAAAGAAAAGUGCUACAGAAAAUAUAUGGACCUGCACAAAAGUUAAAUAAAGAAUUCUAACGAAGAAAAAACAGAUUUAAAAAGGCUGUAUAACAACCUAAACAUUGGAAAAUACCUACAGAAAAAAUUGAGUUGUUCAUGUUUGGUGAGUAGAUGGUAGCCUUAUUUAAAAUGUACUAAUUAAGAACCUAAUCAAAAAGCGCCCAAGGGGUAGGCCCUGUUAACGAUGGGAGGAUAGAGUUGUUGAAGACACAAGACAAAUGAACGAUAGGGUUAACGAUAAAUGUAUAAAGAAAUCGUGAUGGAUGGAGAAGCUUUCUAGACACGUGCAAAAUCCGUUAGAAACCUGUUAAACUCAACAGAAAAAUAGAAACGGAUACACUACGUACAAUGGGUAGGCCACUGUUGUAAGUGAGAAGUUGGGAAGGUAGAGGGGAAAUUGAAUGUAUAUCUAUACAUAUAGAUUAAUCGUUGCUAAUGGAAAAUGAUUCUAAGUGAAGUUCGGUUGUACAUGUUUUGAAAGGCUGUAAUAUUUAUAAAUUGAAAAUAACACAUUUCGUAAAUGUUCCUGUUUUCCCAAUUAUUUCCAAACCUGGCUUGGAAAAUAACUUCUUUAAAGUACUACCUCAUUUCCUAUCAAAAAAAGUACUACGCUUUAAAAUCGGAGAAAAAUUUCUGGUAGAAAAGUUAUUCAUAGAAAAAAAAACAAAAAUAAACGUCAUUGUAAAACUAAUAUAUUCCUCGCUCCGCUCAGAAUCUAAAAUUUAGAAAGAUAAAGUAACCUAAAUAACUUAAGAAAACCUGAGAUUUCAAGAAGAGGACACUCAAGGUACUCCCUCUCUCUCCCUCUCUGGGUGCCGUUAAGCACAAUUUAAAAACGUCUUUAUUAUAUUUCCACUAUCUUUAUUGGUAUAAUAAAAUAUAAAGAAAGUUAAUUUAUACUGAAUUUUAACGAGUGUACUACUAAUAUUCUAAUUGGGAGGUAAUUAAAAAUGUAUUUUUAAAAUCUUUCUUGAUUAUUAUAUAUUAUAUAAAAAUAUUAAUUUGCAACGAAAAAAAUAAAAUGGUUUUUUUUUUUAUAAACCUAAUAAUAAUAAAAGGCGGACUGUUUAAUUCAAACAGUGUGAUUUUUACUCAUGACUCUUAUUACGGCGUUUGACGUUUAUUAAUUAAAUUAAUUAUAAGAUACCUAUUAAAAAUCUAAAAACAAAAAAAAUUAUUACAAUGUAAUAAUAGUGGCACUGAGAGUAUAUAAUUAUUAUAAAAUUAUAUUAUUAUUAUUAUCAAUAAAUUAAAAUUAACAAAACUAAAAAAAGUAUACGUGAAAAAAAUUCCAUCGGAUUCGAUUAUUCCUUGUUACCUAAAAUGUUAAAUGUUCAACUAAUUAUCCAUUAUUUUUAACACUGCUGUCAGAAUAGUAAAAUAAUCGAUUUAAAAUUUUUGGUUAAGCGGGCUGAAAUACGUCUUAUUUUGUACACUGUUUAAGCCAAUAAGCGGUGGGAAAUGAGACAUAAUGAAUCUUUCCCAAUUUUGGGUUUUAGUUAUUAAAGUAUGUAUGUAUUUUUUGACAUAUUUUCUAGGUUAUUGUGGAUGUUGGUUUUCAAUUUUUAGUUUUGAAGACUUCCGAAAUGAAGAUAUUUUUGAAAAUUCCAUGAGAUAUUUACCGAAUUUUAUUUGCUUUUUUUUUUUUGACAUGCCAUUUUUAAAUCGAAAAGUCGACUUUAAAUAACUUGGAUAGUUUAUCGAAAAAUGUAUACAUAUAUUUUUAAAAUUGAACUCUGACAAUUUUCAAAUUUCCCAUCCCAGAUUAGUGUAAAAAACAAAAAAGUAAUAUUCGUUAGUAAAAGUGGCCCCUUUCCUUUCAAAAUAGGCAGUAGAACAGCGGAAAAUUUACAUUAUUUAGAUAAAAGGUAAAAAAUAAUUUUAAAAUUUUAUACAAUGAUUAGAAAUUUGGAAAAUCGUUUCUAACUCCUUUUGAGUACACAAUAAUUCAUUUGGGCCCGUUUAAAUUUUGUAUACAAUUUUUGUGUAACAACUAUUUUGUCCUCGAUGAUUUUUUUUUUUACUAUAUCUUUAAAAUCGAAUUAGGUACUAGCUAUUAUUAAACAUCCAUUUAUAUUCGUAUCUUGUCUCUCGUAGUUUUUUUAUUUAUGUUUUUUAUUUCGAAACGCAAUUCAAUUGAUUGGAUAAAGUAAGAUGCAAGUGAAUACGUAUAAUAUAUUAUAAUAAACAACUAAUUCGAACGAAAUAAAAAUCGAUUUUGAGAAUAUAUUAUGGGCUGAGGUACAAGUGGGUACCUAUAGAAUUUGCGUAUUAUUCUUGUCAUGUGAUAAGUGAAAUCGUACCUAUUAUUUUUAUUCAAUGUUACGCUAGUCAAUCAGUUUGAAAAUGGUAUACUAGUAUACUAAGAUAUAAUGUAUAUCGGCAUGAUGUAUAUUCUUACUCGAAAUUAGAUACACAGAAAAUGUUAGAAGACAAAGUGUGCUGCAGGAAAAAAAAUAUAUUACAUUUGAUGGUCAAUCUCGCUUUUGCAAUUCGUUUGGAAAAAUUGGUUCCAUUAUUUCGUCUUGCGUCAAAUAUUCAAUUAGGUAUUAUAUAUUAUUUCGCCGGCCGUUUCGUUCUGGAUAAAAUACGAUUUUCCAAAUUCUGCGAUAUUCCAUAAAACCGAUAAAUAAAAUAAAAAAUCAGUUUGAAACGAGACCUAAAUAAAUAAAAUUGUGUACACUUUGAACUUCGUUUAAAUUUCAAUUAAAUUUGAAUGUAAAAACUGUUUCGCGUGAGAAAAAACUAUACUCUGGUGCUUUGUACAGGGGGCUUAAGACCCCAUGAGCUUGAUAAGGCGGAGCUCAGCCCCUUCCCACGGUUCUUAUAUUAUAUAAAAAAAAAAAAAUAAAUUUUUGUCAUGUAGGUAUAUCUUAAAAUACUAAUUUUAUGUACAAAAAAUCAAUUGAGAAAGAUAAAACUUUUUUUUUUAAUAUUGAUAACAGAGAAAAAUUGUAGAUUUUGGUAAUCAACCGGGUUCUUGGUUAACUGAUGUCUGAAAUUGUUUAACUGUUGUCUUGUGAUUUUUGAUGUUAAUAUUAUAACAUACAAAAAACAAAAAACUAUAUUUUAGUAAGCAGGCCAAGCUAAUGUUCCAACUUAGUUAAUGAACCAGGAUUGAAUAUUUAAACAUGAAAUUGAAAUUAUGAUCAUAAUCAUGAUCAUUUCAAAAUCAAACAAGAUGUUACUUAAUAAAUAGCACCAGUAAAAAUAAGCCUGAUAAAAUAUUAAAACAAAAUAUUAUAGUUAAACGACAAAAUACAAUUAUUAAUAACAUAGUGAGUAAAUUAAAAACAAAUAAUUCAGAAAUAGUUACAGUAGAUAAAUCUAAUGCUAUUGUUAUCAUUUGCACUAAUGAAAUUCAUAAACUGAUAACAAAUGCGAAAGAAAUCAUACAUAAGUCCAAAAGAAAAUAUUAUUAAAAUCUGUUUAUAAAAUAUAGGCGUCACACUUACAUCCAUUCAUAGAAUUACAUAAACAAGAUAAUCCGAUUCGUUCAAUAAUUAACUUUAAAACUGCUCCAGCUUAAAACCUUGCUAAAUAUUUAGACUCCUUCAUAAAAGAAAAAUUAAACAUGAAUUCUGGUAGUUUAUAAAAAACACUUAUGAUUUUAUUGAAAAAAAUAUUAAAAUUCAUAUUGAGCCAGGUUACAAAAUGAUUUUCCUUGACGUCAAAAAUGUAUAUAGAUUAAUUUCUAAACACGAAACAGUAAAAUUUUUAAAAAAUAAACUUAUAGAUAUAUAGUAAUAAAUUCAAUAUCUAAAAACUUAAAUGUAACUGUAAUAAAUUGUAUAUAGAUAAGGCAAAUAAAAAUUUUAAGAAAAGAAAUGAAGAACAAAUUUCUGUUAUAAAAUUACUAUAUAUGUUUAUAAUUGUAUCAAAUGAAGUGCGUGAAGUGAAUUUAAUACAAAUAAUUUCAUUAAUUAAUUAAUUUUUAUUUCUAUUUAUAAAUUUUUUGUUUAUAUAUUUUCUACUAUUUUUUUUUUUUUUAGCAGCUUUUUAACGAACAAUUAAAAGAAAAUAAAAAUAUAAAAUAUAUGGAAACAUUAGGUAAAACUGUUUAUAUGUUUAUAAAAUAGUGCGCCCCAUGGCAUUUUUAUAACUUGGGCACCUCUUCUCGGGCUAUAUAGACUUCAUUAGGAAAUUACAUUUUUACCGUCGAAAAAGUAGAACAUGCACUGUGCAACAUUUUUUUAAAAUUUUUUGAGAUUUCAUUUACAUAAAAAGUUAUUCUUAUUUAUUAUUGUAUAAAAGUUUGAUAAUUUUACGUUUUUCAAACUUAAAUAAAUUUUCCUGUGUAUUAUAGUGAUCGAAAUGCUGAAACUAACGUUAACGAGUGACAAAUUCAGUUUGUUUUUAGUGAAAAUUUGGCUUCUUAAUCAAGUCUGAAGUAACCCAAGUAGUUUUAGACCUUGCGAAAAGAUUUUUUGUAUAUUUUCUAGUUGGAAUUUUUAUUUUUCCAAAAAUGUCAACAAAAUUUUUACACACAACCUCUUAAAUAUGGAAAGUAGCACGUUCUUCUAAAGAGUAGCAAUACAAUAUACUAUAGCAAUAUAAAAUAAUAAUUAUUAUCUCUAUUUCAUUCUUAUACGCACAUAUCGGUAAUGCGUUUUUAAAAAUCUGUCGUAUUUUUAUAUGAAAUCAUCCGAACAUUUUUUUGUUUAGACGAAAAAUACUCAAAUUAAUUAAUUUUGUAUCUAGAAACAAAAUUAAAUGUGGCAAAAAAUGCCAAAGGAUACUGUGAUCUCAAUUUUAUUUUGAGUGUUUUAUGUUUAGUUCCCGAAACCGUGCCUUUUAAAGGUUAUGUUUGAUGAAUUUCCGAAAGUUUUCCAAAUUCUCUUCAAUUUUGUUUAAAUUUGAAUGAUAAAACUUUUACACUUCAUAAGUCAUUAUACAUACUUAGAAAUUGGAACUUAUACGAUUUUGUAAUAAAAACAAUCUAAUCAUUUUUAUAGACUAUAACUAGCUUAUAUUAGAAGGCAACCUGGAUAAUAUAUGUUUGGAAUAUUCUUUGUUCCUUGUAUGCAUUGGAAACUGAAAAAAAGAUCGUUUUAAGCCACGAUUUAUCGCAUUAUGGCAUUUACCUACUUUUGAAAUUUGAAAUUAAUAAUAAUAAUAUACAAUAUCAUAAUAAUGUAUUGGUCUUAGGCCUUUGUAAUCUACAUAAAACAGUGGCUUACGCAGCAUGAUGAAAUAUGUCUAGGUACCUAUACUUCUUUUUAAAGUUAGUAAUGCUGAAGUUAAAAUUAAACAUUAUUUGUUAUUAUAAUAAUAUAAUGCAUAAUGCAAUUUAGGUUAAUACAUAAAUCAUAUAGGUGUAAAACUUUCUGACCCUGAUAAUUAUGUAAUGCAUAUUUUCAGAUGUAUAAGAAAAAUAUUAAUUUAUAUGUAGGUAGAUUAUGAUGUUGGUAGUUGUAUAUUACCUUCUCGUGAAAAAUAGAUCUUAUAACUAUUACAAAACCUAUUAAAAUCGUAUUUGGCCUUAAUAUUUUGUUGCUAAACUAUAACCAUAAAUGACAUACAGAAUACAUUUAUUUUGCUCUUUGUUUUGUUUAUUAUAGUCAAAAAUGGUUUUUGAUGUUAAAAUAUAGGUAAUAUUUUUAAAAGUAGCUAUUUUAUUAUAAUUUAUCAUUUAAAUAAUUUAAAAAUAAAACCCUGCAUACAACUUUUGAUAUUAUUCAACUGGCUGGAUACAUGCAUUAUAACGCCGUUUUAAAAGAAAAAAAUAAAUUAUUCCAUAAAAUACUGGGUAUUAGAUAAAAGAAGUAAGUAUAUCUUUGGUCCCAGGGAAGAAAUUAAUUUUCAAUGGUUAUCAAUACAAGAAAAUUACAUUUAGAAAAUUUCUAAAUGACAUAAUGGCUAAUGGCAUAGUUGUUAAAUGGUCUAACCUAAAUACGGCGUUCUAAAUGGCUUAAGUCAUAUAAUUAUUCGAUUAUUUUCCAAACAAAAAUACAUCAAAGAGACUUCAAAUAUUUUAAUUUUUAGUAUAACGUGUUAGUAUAUAUGCGUAUCCUAUUUAGAAGCAAUACAAAUAAAGGGAAACAAAUUGCAUUGAACAAAAUUAUAAAAAUACUAUGUCAAAAAUUGACUUAAACCUUUCUUCCCUGGGACCAAAGAAAUAUUAUGAUUUGAACCAGUUGUCACCACCCGGUGGUACGCGUACCACCAUUUUAUAUUGCCAUUUAAUAUUUAUAGUAUUAAAUAUAAUAUUUACGAAUUUUAGCCUUAUUAUGCAAUAAAUGCCUAUAUUUUCAUAAUAAUGUAGGUCCUAUAAUUUGAUGUCUAUUAUACCAUGUAAUUAUAGGGUUAUGAAUGCGAUGUGCUAGACUCAAAUAGUACGGUUUAACGGGAGGAAAAAAAGAAUCCUAUAAUUAAAUCUCUUAAACUGAAAUUAGCAUGUAUCAAUAUGAUAUAAAGUAUAUACAGUAUAUACGGUAUACUCAGUGGUGUACUACAUGUAUGUCUUAUAUAUUCAAUAUUUUGUGGGAAAAUCAUGGGUAUAAUUUGUUGUUUAAAAAAAAAAAAAAAAAACUCUUCUUGAUGUACUAUUAUUAUUAUUAUUAUUACCCAUUUAUACCUCUUAUAGUUAUAAUUAUAAUAUUGAAUUUAUUUCAUUAACUAAAAAAUUCAGAAUUUCCUUACGAAUUGAAAUACUUUUUUUUAAAUUUUUUUAAAGCAAAAAAUAAAUUAGUUUUAUUAUGAUAGCUAUUAUGACGUAAACUUCCGCUAAGAAAUGAUUUUUGAAAAAUUCAACCCUUAAGGGUUACAAUAUAGGGAUUUUAGGCAUAUUUGGUAUGAAUAUCUUAUUGGUUAUUUAUUUAUUUUUGUAUAUUCAAGGGUUACAUUUGUUGCCACGGAAAAGAAAACUAUUUUAAUUAUUACUAUUAUUUACACUAUUAAAAUUUCACAAUAGAACGUCGAAGGUGGAUUACUCUUUUUCCACUUAUUUGUUUUCAUUCAAUGAACAAAACCAAAAAUUAAUAAGGGUAAAAUAAUAAUUAUAAAAAUUGGCAUUGGCAACGCCGGGCGUGGGACAGCUAGUAUUUAUGUAUAUAUAUACAGGCUGUUUCACGAAAAUAUACCCCUUAAAUAUCUCCGAAGAUAAUAAAGAUAAUCAAAUUCUGUUUUAUUUAUUAUAUUACUCACAGGGACGAAGACUACAAACAUUUAUAUUUGAAUACAAUUUUGUUUUAGUAAAACAAUUUAAAAUAACUUUAUUUUAUUUUAAGGGGUAUAUUUUCAGGGGACAGCCUGUAUAAAUAUAUUACAAAGAUAAGGACAACAAAUAUUUAUUUUUUAAUUAAAUUUUUAUGUUUUGGUAAAAAAAUUAAAAAGUGACUUUAUUAUAUUAUUUUCGAAAAAAUUGAAGAUUGCCAUUUUAUAAAGUAUAUUUUUUUGAAAAUUUUGACAUUUCAUUUUUUUAUUUUCAUUGAAUUCGUGGUUUUUAAUAAUUUUUUAAAUUUCAGAAAAAAAAGUGUAAGUACAAUCAAUUACCUAUUAUAAUAAUGGUCAAUUAGCAAAUGUGAUUACAUUCUGCUGUAUAAUUAUAGGUAAUCGGAAUAAUAAUUAGUAUGAUAUAAUUAUUAUUAUUAUGAUUAAUAUUGACUGUACAUUUUUAAAUUUAAAUUUUUAUGUAUUGGUUUUAAAAUUAUGUUUAUUUGUUUUAUUUAUUAAUAACUUUUCUACCAGAAAUUUUACUCAGAUUUUAAAGUGUAGCGCUUUUUCUAAAAGGAAACCUGACUGGGAUUGUACUUGAAGGAAGUUGUUUUAUUUUCCUGAGGGAUUUUCAUAAUAAAUGGGAAAACUAACAAAAAACUUAGGAAAAACGGGAACAAUUACGAAAUGUAUUAUUAUUAUUUUGAAAUCGUAUGUAUUUAACAUGUAUUACCGAACUCCGCUCAGAUUCGUUUUUUGUUAGCAAAGAUUAAUCGUUGCAUACAGAUAUACACUAAAUUCCUCUUUAUAUUCUACCUUCCGAACUCCUUACCUAUAAAACCUCAACAUAUUUAGAAGAAUACUCAAUAAAAUAACUUUUUUAAAAUCCUAAAAUUCUUCGAAAAAAAAAGUUAUUUUUUACAUUUUGUUGUCAAAAAAUAAAAAUUUAAUUCAAAUAUAAAUAUUUGUAGUCCUUAUCCUUGUGACUAGGUUGUACAAAAAAAAAAUAUUGAAUUUUAUUAUCUUUAUUAUUUCUUGAGAUACUACAAUGAUCUUCGGGGGACACUCUGUAUACUGUUUAUAGACCAAAAAGUAGUUGGGGGCAGUUGAGAAAUUAUAGUAUGUAUAUAGGGUAAUUUAAUUUAUAUCUGAAUGCUAUACUAUUAAUAAAUAUUACUUACGAAAAACUAGGUAGGUACUCUGUAGUAAAUUUGUUAGACUUAAUAGAAAUGCUUGAAAAUUUAACAGAAGGUUCAGAUUAGGAAUCUUUCUUUGUGGUAAAAAAAAAAAUCGAGUUUAAUGUUGUAUUAUAUUUUAUAUAGGAAUUUUAAUAUUAAAUUUUGACAAAAUUCGUUGAAUAAAAAAUUAUGUGGUACAAAUGUAAUUUUUAAAUUUUUUUUUGAUAUAUAUAUAUAUUGCUGAUUUAAGAACAAUGGUGAAGUCAGAAUUGAGCGGACUGACUAAGUUUCGAAAUUAUAGCUUUUUAAAGUUCUGAUAUUAUGCGGAUAUUAUUACUUAUGUUAAAUAACUAAAUAUAUUGUCUUCUAGAAAAGUAUGUUUGUCAUAGCGAAAUACUUAUUUUCAUCCUAGAGUUCGCGAGUUCAAAUUCGUAUUUCAAAAAAAAAAUGUUUUGCAUUUUUUUUUCUCUUUUACCUAAAUAAGGAAAAAGAAAUGCAUUUUGGGUAUACCUAGAGACCUAAGCCAUCGUUCGCUCGGAUUAUUUUAAUCAUGCAAUUUACCUCUCGAUUUGUUGUGCAAUUUUUAACAAAAAAAUGUUUACAUGAUUUUUUCUAACUCCUGAACACUGGACUUUAAUUUUUGAUUCAAACUUCUAAGAAAAAUAAUAAUUAUAAUAAAAAUAACAAAUUUGUCAUAUUUAAACUCUAUUUGUUUGGAGAAAUAAUUUUCAAAAUCCGAGUCGAAUGUGCUUUAUAAGAAAGCUUUAUCUCGCAGAAAAACAAAUGAUCGAAAUCGGAUAAUUCUACAAGACAGUAUAUAAGUCACUGGUUUAACUCUGGAGUAAUUUAAGACUUAAUUUUCAAAACGUAUUAUAGUAUUUAAAUUAAUUAAAUAUACAUACAAAAAUUAAUAUUUAAAUGUUUCCCCUAUAACCUGUUUAAAAUAUAGCAUUAAGCUAAUAAAUUAUUAUGUGCAUGUACGAUUAGGUUUACAGAUAAUAAAAAGUGUUCAUUGUAUAUUUAAGUAUGCCUAAAGGUACUUAAUAAUAAAAGUCGUAAGGAUGGCCCGAUACCACUUUUUACCUAUAUCUGAUGUAUGUUACUGAUAUUGGUUAAUUGAUUGAAAACUAGAUUUUAAAAUUUUUCCUGAUAUUCCAGAAACAUUAUUGACAUUGUUUCCGAAAAUAUUUAGUCAAUUAUAGGAUUUUUUUUUCAAAAUCGAUAAUACUAAUAUCGGAUAUCGGUUUAUAUGUAUAUCAGCAUACCCCUAUCAUUUACAGAUUAAAAACUGCUUAUUAUUAUUUAAUAUUUUGAAUUAAAUAUGAGUUUCUUUUUGAAAGAAAACUGCCCCUGUCUCAUAAAAGUGAAAAUAAUAUUCAAACUUUUUCUCAAAUUAAACUUAAAUUACAUCUUUGAUCACAUAUGUAGGUGCUGUAACUAUAUUUUAUAAUGUAGUACCUAUACUAUUAUGUUGAAACUGUGGUUAAUUUUUGUUAACAAAGUUAAAGAAACACAUUUGAUUAAUGAAUUUAGUUACGGGACCGUAGUAUAUUUCCAUAAUGCACUAGGGUACAUAUUUAUUUAUAUUUUAAGUUUCAAAGUUUAAUUUUUUUUCACAUAUAACAUGAUAGAAAUAAUAUUACGAAAUAAAUACAUAAUAUUAUUCUACUAAAACCGUUUUUUAUUUUUGUGGAUAUUUAUCGAAUAGAUUUCGAUUGUUUUUUUGUAGUACAACAAAUUGAAAAUGAAAAAGAAUAAAUAUUAAUUAUAAUGUACACGUAAACUUUUUUUAUUUUUUGAGGAUUACUUCAAUACAGGCUGCUAUGUAUCGCCGGAAAAUUACUAUAAAUUGCGAUGCUCGUAAAAUACGUAUUUAUAACUGAAAUACGGUCCAAUUAAUCUCAAUGGUGUUAAAAAGUCUUAUGUCUUAAUACCUUAUAUAUAUAUAAAAAGCGUUACACACAAUUAUAAUAAUAUUACACCGCUGCCGUGAAAUUAAUACGUUUUCGUCACAAUACUCAAACUUCUGACUAUAAAAUAUAGGUAGGUAUAGUUCUUAAUAUAACAAAUAUUUUACAAACGCCGUUCGAAUAAUAUAAACUUUUCAGUAAGGAACAAUUAUUUUUUAAAAUUGUAAUUUUGACGAAUUUUCACAUGCAUAACUAUUGAUUACUCUUAUAGAUGCUCUCAUGAGCAUUUAAAAACCUAGAACGUCCAAAUCUGAGAGUCUAGGUUUUUACGGAUAUCAAAAUCAGAACCAUAAACGAAUCUAGAUAGUAAAAUGCUUGAAUUUAUAAUUAUUAACUGCGCGUAUCUUUUGAUAACUAUAAUUAAAUUGAAAAUGUUAUCAUUUCCAGAUUUGUACCAUCUACAUUGAAAGUACACAUCUGGAUUCCAGAUGUAUAUGUUUCCAAAUGUGUACAUACGAGAUUGUUAUAACGUUCCAUACGUUAUACGUUUUUUAUAUUCCAGAUAUGUACAUGCUAGGUUUUCAUAGGUAUCUAUUCUCUUUUAGUUAGGUUACUCCAUAAUUUUGUAACUGUAUGUUUUUCGAAAUAAUUUUUUUUGUGCGACAUUGUCACAUUGAUCAAAAAGUUAAAUUUAUUCAUUUUUUACUUUAGUAAUAUUUGGAUGAUACACUGUAAAGAUUAUUUAUUUGUUUAUCAUUAUUAAUCAAAGCAAAAUUGCAGGUAGAAAAGCUGUUCAAAAGGAAAAAAUAUCUGUAAUAUUUUACUAUUACAUUUCGUACAUUUUCCCGUUUUUACCCAUUUUUAGGAAAACUCUUUGAAAAAUAAAAAAAAAUGAUCUCUCUAAAGUACCAUCCAAGUCAGAUUUUCUUUCAGAAAAUGUGCAAUCAUUGUAAAUCGGAGCAAAGUUGUUCACAGAUAAACAUCAUUGUAAAACCAAUACAAUCUUCGCUUUGCUCAGACCUAGGCCAUGUAUUACUGAAAAUAUAUAUAAAAAAAAAAUGUUUAAAUAAAGUAGCAUCAGAAAUUUUGUAUCCUUGGAGAUACUGUGUUAAAAAGUUACAACAUUUGCCUAACCAAAAAGUAUUUUUAAAAAAAACACAAGAAAAAGAUUCGAAAAUAUGUUCAAAUAAAGUACCGGCAGGCGGCAGUCAAAAAAUCCGAAUCGUUUUAUGUAAAACAUGAACAAAUCUGAGAAUAUUUAGUAACUGAAAAAAUGUUUUUCGAGAAAAAAAAAUAAAUCUUUGUAAAACUAAUAAUAGCAACACUCGGAAUCUAAAACAGAUUGAAAAAGAAAAAAAUGAGAUAAAACGGAUUGUGGACUUCUUCGACUUGUUGCCUGGGGCUACAGUUCUCGCUAGCCCCUCUUUUAUUCCAGUCGAGAAAGGGGUAGGAGAGAGUGCGAGAGCUGAAAAAACACAUUUUUUUAUGUUAUAUAAAUAUAUACUCGUUGUCAAAAAAAUAAGAAAAUAAAAUAUAUAUUAUAUGUAUAACAAUAAUGUAAUUAUCGUUUGUAGGUUUACCUUAUUUCGUUUUAUUUUUCGAGAGGUGGGAGGGAUGGGAGAAGGAAGAUUUUUUUUCGGAAAGAACGGUCGUUGGCGACGAUGAUGCAGAUAGAUAGAGUAGUGGCGACGUAGCGAAUGGUGGUGUUGAUUUCCAAAUUAAAAAACCGCUCGUAAAACCGGACGAUGAAAUACGACAAGUACGAUAACCGCGCGUUUCAUCCGUUUUUUUCCGAAACUCGAAAUUCGCGUGGGACCGGCCAAAGUCGAAAUGUUCGCGUUACGAGCCGCCACCAGUGGUUUUAUACACGGGGCGCACGGCGGUGUACGCGCGGCCGUAGUGCAGCGCCGCCGCCGCAAAGGCACAGGGUUCGGCGAAGCGGCGCUUUAGUUUUCCCAGCGGACAUUUCCCGACACUCAUCGUGUUUACGAGUAGUCGUAGGUAGCUAUAUACCUACGUACCUGUUGCUCCGCGGUCGCAAAAUAUUAUCGCAUCCCGUAAUCCCCCGGAUCUACUGCAGUCCGCGAUUAAAACCACAACACACUGCUGCGCGACAUUUGCGCACCGCCGUACGCUCCGUAUAUUUUAUUAUUCAUUUUAGUAUUAUUAUUAUUAUUAUUACGCGAGGGCGAUGUUCAAACGCGCCGUACUAAAAUUAACCCGCCCACACGUAUCCCCGAUAAUUUAUAUUGUCCCCUCUUCCAUCCCCCGAACUGUAGGUAAACGCAUGACAAUAUGGCCCACGAUAUAGAUAUAGGUCCGUGAUCGUGGCUCGUCUUAAACAAAGGUAUAUUAUAUACUUUUAGAUUCUGAGCGGAGCGAGGAACGUAUUGGUUUUACAAUAAGGUUUAAUUUUGCUUUUCUGCCGGCAAUUUUACUUAGAUUUUCGAGUACAGCACUUCUCCCGAAAAUUAAUUUGACCGUGGUAGUACUUUAGGAAGGUCGUUUUUUGAUUUUCCCACCCGUUUUAAUAAUAAAUUGGAGGAAAAACGAAGGGAAACCGGAAAAAUGUAUAUAAAAUGUUUUCAAUUUUUUGUUCUGUUUUGAUUAACUAAAAAAUAUUCGUAGAAACUUGAAGUUUGGACAGAAAACUCUUAUUUGGCUUUUUUAGACGUGGUCAAAUUUUCAAAAUUAUAGCCAUUUUUGAGCUAUUUAUAAAAAUUUUAAUUUUAUGCUGUUUUUCUACGUAAUUUUUGUUCGGUAGGUAUUAAAGAUCAGCAAGGGCUGGGCCAACCCGACCCAUACCGGGGUUGGACCGGACCGUUCUAUAAUAUGACUAUUGCGGGUUGGGUAUGAGUGGGUUCGUAAUAUUUUUCAAUGGGCCGGGGCCAGGUCGGUCCUUAAUAACUUUAUUUGUAUUAUAAUAUAUAAGAACAAUAUUAAUAGGCGUUAGUUAAGCAGAUGUUCCCAAACUGGUAGUGUAGGCAUUUCACAAAUCAUAAUAAUACAAUAUAUAUAUAUUACUAUAAAAAAUAAAUAAAUAGCCUUAUGAUAUUUAUAAACAGAUCACUGAUAAAAACAGAUAAUAUUAUUUUAAUAUGAAUGGUGAUUGCAGUGUAUUUUUUAUUGUAUGAUUAUGUUUUUCAUUUAAUAAUUUUAUUUUUUUCAUUGAAUUUAGCCAAGGCUUUAAAUUACAGUAGUCAGACUAGACUUUAACAAAACAAAAUUAAAUUACAAAAUGAUGAGUCAGGUCAAACCAAGAUCUUGAAAAAAAACAGCCCGUGCUUAUCUCCAGUAGUACUCCGUGGAUAGAAUUAUUAGACCAAACAGAAAUGCUAGAAAUUUAACAGGAGGUUCAUUGUAAGUUGUACUUAAUGGUGCACAAAAAUGGUAUUUGAAUACAUUUUCUACCAGAAAACUUGCUCUGAAGUAUAGACUGUAAUAUUUUUAAUGUAAGGUAAUAUACUCUCGUUGGUGCAUUGAGGAGGUCAUUUUUUAAUUUUUCAAGGAAUUUUUGAAAGAAUCGCGAAAAACUAUAGAAAAUUAUAGGUAAAUCGGCAAAUAUUUACGGCGUGCCAUGGUAUUACAGUUUUUAUUGUUUUUAUUAUGCCUAACUUAUGUUUUCUACCAGAAAUAUUAUUUCAAUUUAAAAAUGAUGUUUUCUAUUAUAAAUACUGCUCCAAUAGAAAAACAUCAAGAGAUUUAUUUUGUCGCAUUUUUAAUAAUUAAGCUAAACCGAAAAAUAAAAAAUGGGAAAAUUUACGAAAAUAAUUCCUUUAUUAUUUUAAAUUUUGUUUCUUUUAAUAUUAUUCAGUUUGAAAUAUUCGUAGUGACUUAUAAUGUUUUAUUUCUAGUUUUCGACUAGAAAUAUGACUUCAAUCGAAAAAUGACAAGAGAUCGAUUUUCUUAUUAAUAUUUAUCUACUGACAGAGCAAGAUUUUUUUUUAUAUCUAAAGUAUUUUUCAUAUACGAUUUUUUUCCAAAUUACGGCACAACGAUUUCAUUAUUUUUUUAAUUUUUACUACUUAUAUUACCAUUAAUAUUGUUAUAAUAGAUGAACGACAAGAGACCUUUUUUGUUGCAUUUUUAAUCAAAUUCAUGAGUAAGUUAUUCUCUUUUUAAUUUUCUUUGUAGUUGACAGAAAACAUUUACUUACAGUUUCUAGACGUAGUAAAGUUUUUAAAACAUUUGAACUAUUUUUGAGCUAUAAUUAUAAACAUUUUAAUUUUGCGAGUUUUUUAAGGAAAUUUUAUUUGGUAGAUGUUCAGUGAAUAAAAUUCUUUGAAAAAACGGAAAUGCUUGAACAUUUAACAGGAGAUUCAUUAUAAGUUUUACUCAAUGGUAAAAAAAAGUCAAGUGUAAUGUAUUUUUUUUUUUUUUUUAUAAGAGUUUUAAUAUCAAAUUCUACAACAAUGGUACACCCAUAAUGGAUUCAAUUUUGUAACAAUUAUUGUUCAGCAAAAUGAUCUUUACUCAAAAGCUUGUGUAACGAAUGCAACGAUGUACUAUAACAUAUAUUAUUUUUUUGAAUUUACGUAUAUGAAUAUAAUACAAUUAUAACAACAAACUAUCUAGCGCAGAGAUCGAGCAAAGAGGUUAUAAUAUUGCUGCUAUAAACAAUAUUAGGUACCUAUCAAAUUAAGGGUAAUUAAGGUAAUUAAAUUACCUGUAUGCAACCUUAUUUGUUAUACAUUUUAGAAUAAUAUAAUUAUAAUAAAAAAAAUUUGAAAAUUAUCUCUUUAAAGUACCUCACUAGUGAAAUUUUCUUUUAGAAACAUUGCUAUAGUUAAAAGUUGGAGCAAAAUUGCUGGUAGAAAAGUUGUGUAAAGGAAAAAAAAUCGUAACAUUUUAGUAAUACCGGGUGAUUCUUUUAAGUGGGUACACUCAUUAUCUCUGAAAGUAUUAACUUUUUUCGGAAUUUAUUUUCUAGAAAAUUUAAGAAACAGGCUGCUUUACAAUUUUAAAUUUAUAUUAUUUUUUGUAACUCAUAUUUGGGGGGGGGGGAUAAAACAACUACCCAUUUUUGAUUUUCAAAUGGCAACCUAUAUUAAAAAAUUCAUAAAUAGAUAGAGUAUUAGUUAAAAUCAAUUAAAGUGUUGACAUUUUUUAUUUCUGUUAUUCCUUUGACGAGAUAUUCCACUUUUAAACAUGAGUUGGAGGAGAGUAAUAGAGUGUUAUUUGUGUAUGGGUAUUAAUGCACCACUACUCUCCUCCAACUCAUGUUUAAAAGUGGAAUAUCUCGUCAAAGGAAUAACAGAAAUAAAAAAUGUCAACACUUUAAUUGAUUUUAACUAAUACUCUAUCUAUUUAUGAAUUUUUUAUGAAUCGAACUUAAAUGAAACUUACAUUCACCUUUUUUGUUGCCUUUUUGAUUUACUUUCUUAUGGUAUCAUCGUCAAAACGAUUUUUUGGGAGUUUUUUUACUGUUAUUCGAUUAUAAAUACACGUAGAGACUUGAAACUUUAUAGUAAUACUUAUAUUGGACUUAUCUAGACGUGGUGAAAUUUAAAAAAUCAUCAAACAAUUUUUUUUUUUUUAUUUUUUUAAUAAGUGUUUUGAAAUCAAAUUUAAACGAAAAUCGCAAAAAAAAAAUUACGGCACUUCAAAUCAUGUAUUACUGAACUGCGCUCGGAAUCGUCUUUUGUCAAACAAUGGUUUAUCGUUGCUCACAGAUAUAAAUGAAAUAACCUUAUGUAUUCUACUUUCCCAACUUCUCAUCUACAACAGUGGUCGCUCUCAUCUUCAGUAUUAGAUUUUUUUUUCGUUUUUUAAAAUUUGAUAAGAGAACUUGAUAAAAUCGAAAAAUGACCUUUAUAAAGUACCUCCCCAAGCCGAUUUACUUUCAGAAAAAGUACUGCAUAUAGAAAUGCGAGUAAGUCUAUUGGUAGAAAAGUUGCGCACAGAAAAAAAAAUUAAAAAAAAAAACAUCUUUGUAAUAUUAUACGUUUCUUCACUCUACUCAGAAUCUAAAAUAAAUUAAAAUUUUUAUUGAUUUUUGAGUCAAUUUUUUUGAUUGAGUCAAAAUGUUUGAGAUUUUUGGAAUAUGAUGAUUGAGUGUGUCUAAUCUAAGCUUCUCACUUAGUCGCCUUCUAAUUCAAUAUUCCAUACUUUCCCCAUGAUUAUUUCCCCAUCCUCCUGGAAUUAUGCCUUUCUAAACUCCUUUUCUCUGUCAUAUCUAAAUUAAAUAAAUAAAUAAGUAUUAAAUUCUAUUUAAAAAAUAUUUAAGUUUUUGUAAACAAUUUUAGUUAAAAAUCAUGUUAAAAAUAUUAGUUACUGCAUUAAACCAAAAACCUAAAUUAUUAGUUUUAUAAACAUAAUUUAUUUUCAUCUAUAUAUAUAUAUAUAUUAUAUUUAUAUCUAUCUAUUUAUAUUCUAUAUAUAUAUAUAAAUGUGAAAUGUAAAUUUUGGCCAUGCAUGUUUUCUGAAACUAAUAGACUGAUUUUUACGUGGUUUUUCACAAAAUGAUCCGCAUUGUCUAGAGAAGGUUUUAAACUAUUAAUCCUCGGCCAGGGCCAGAUACAUAAUAAUAGUUUAUAACCAUAUAACUAAUUAACGUUUGAAAAUGAAAAUUAAAGAAAAGGUAUUUUCACAUUGAAGGUCUUAAGGGAAAUAAUGGUUAACUUCAGUAAUAUUUACAGGAUUAAAACUGGAAAUUAACAGGUUAAGUUGCAACGACCAUUAGACCAUCACUGGGCAGCUAAAUAAAAACCUAAAAUGUUUUUAGCCAUGCUAGUAAGAGAAACUUGCUAUUUAUCCUAAGCUUGGGUUAAAAUGGAAAUAUUUUUAUAUUUGUUUAUAGCAACCUAACCUAACACAAAGAUAGGCAUUUAUUUCCUGGGCAAAGCAGGUUAAAUAAAUGUAGUUUCAUAUAAUAUUAUAAUUAAAUAUGUACUGUAUUUUGAAAAAAAAAACUGCAGGGUAAAAGAAUAAUAAUUAGUAUAGGUAAUAUUUAUCAAUUUAUUUUCUUACAUAUUGAUUAUUCAUAUUUUUUUUACAGAUUCAUAAUAUGGAUGAAGAACCAUCUGAUGAGAAAAAAUUUGUGGCAGAGAGUUCUAAGAACAAUCGUGCAAAAUGUAAAAAGUGUAAAGAAGUUUUAAAUCAAGGAAUGUUGAGAAUCGCAAAAGUUGUACCAAACCCAUUUGGUGAUGGGAAAAUGAUGGCUUGGCAUCACCCACAGUGUUUAGUAAAUGUAUUUGCAAAACAGAGAGCAUCUACAGCCAAAAUAACCUGUGUUAACGAUAUUGGAGGUUGGGAUGAUUUAUCUAUGGAACACCAAAAAGAAAUAUUUACAACAUUUCCCGAAAGUAAUAUAUUGUGUUACCUAUAUUUUUACUUCUGCUAAUGCAAUGCAAUAUAAUAUAGUUAAUAAUUAUAUUAUUUUAGUUCCAAAUGAAAAACUGAAAACCCAUAACAAUGAUGUGAUAAAAAAGACAGAUAAACUCAAUAAAAGAAAGUCAAAAUUAGAAGAAAAGAGUAGCCAAAAGAAGCAAAUAGAACGUUUGCCACAAAUGCAAGAAUACAAAUUUAAAACAUUUUGGAAACUAUGUAUGAACAUCUCAUUGGAAAAUGGCCACCUUAAAAAAAUGGAAAUUAUUAAAGAAUUUUUUGAUAAAAUAUCAUCUAAAGGUAUUCACCAUAUUAAUUUCAAAAUAAAAAUGUACUUCAAAUUAUAAUUAUAAAUUCAUUAUAAUUAACUAUUUUAACUUAUUCAUAUGAGUAAUAAAUAACUAUUUAAAUCUAAAUAUUUCUCACAUACUUAGUUAUGUACCUACAGUCCUACAUAUUAUUAGAUAACAUAAAUCACUUCUUUGUGUACCUAUGUUUACUUAUUAUUUCAUUUUCAAAUAUAUUUCUAUAGUAUUUCAAAUUGGAUAAAUAUUUUUAAUUAAUAAAACCUUACUAAUUUUAUAAUUUGACAAAAUUCUUGUAGUUUUAAUAAAAAUGUAAAAAUAGUACAUAUUUAAAUUAUUGUUCGAAUAAAACAUUAGAAUUGACAUUAUAGGUACUUGAGCCUUAAUAUUUAAUUGUUUUUAUGCUUAAAUAAUAUUGAAUUUAACUCCAUUAUUAUUAUCAUCAUAAAUUGAUUAACACAUGUAUUUUUUUAGUUUGAACAAUGUACUUGUUGUUUUUUUUAGAGUCAUCAAAUGAAACCCGGGCACAAUGUUUGUUUUUAUGGUGUAAAAUGUUAUUGCCUAAUUCUGAAAAAAGAAUUUACAAUCUACAAUCUAAACAACUUAUUAAAUUAUUUAGCCAAGUAAAUACUGUUACAUUUUUAACACUAAAAUUGAAAUAAUUAAUUCUUCUAAUUAAUCUAGUUAUUUAAACAAAAUAUUGAUUUAAUGCUGGAAGAUCUAGAAAAAGGUGACAUCGCUGAAACAAUAAAAAUAUUUUUCGAAAAAAGUAAUAAUGUAGAUUCAAAACCAUCCAAAAAGUCAACUUUGACCUUAAGUCAAGUCGAUAGAUAUCUGGAUAAAUUAUCACAUGAAACUACUGAAGCAGCACAACUUAAUUUAUUCAAAUCCAUUUCUAUGCAGUGAGUUUAUUAAUGGUUUUUUUCUUUAAAGUUUUAGGUUAAAUCUAAUUAAUUUAAUUUUUAGAUGCACUGAAAAUGAUUUAAAAAUGAUUAUAAGGUUAAUAAGGCAUGAUCUCAGAAUUAAUUGUGGACCAAAAUAUAUGUAAGUUAUUUUUAAAUUAAUAAUAUAUAGAAGCCACCUAAGUAUUUAUAUCUUUGAUGUGUUGAACUUCAAUUUUGUUUCUUCUUUUGAUCUUUAAAGGUUAAUAACCAUUAUCAUUAAAUCAAGCUAAUAAUUAAAUGAAUAAGUAUAAAAUUAAGGUUACUAGUUAUUCAAAAAAAAUUAAUAGUUUUAUCAAAUGAUUUGAGAUUUCUUUUUGAUUUUUGUGAGUAGUCAUUUAAGAUAACUCCAAUGAAACAUUAUAAGCCCAAUAGUGCAUACAAUUUAAAAAUGUAUGGGUAAUAUUAUUAUAAAAGGAUCAUUCAAGUAUAAUUGGGUGGUGAUUUGUAAAAAUUGCAAUUUCAUUAAAAGGUUUUAUAAAUACUAUUUAGAUAGUAUACUGAUAGACUAUUUAUCAAAUAGUCUAAAAUCUUUUAAAUUUCAAAAAACUAAUGUAGUGAAUUAUUUUAAUUAGUUAUGUAUCUAUUCAAAAUAUGGGCAUGGAUUAAUUAUUUGAAUUAUUUUACAAAAUUUAAACAAAAUUACUGAACAAUUAAUAGGUACACAUUUUUUCUAAUGCUUUAAAUUUAUUAAAACAUUCUGAAUAUUUAAUACAUAUCUUUGUCUUUUAAUACUGUAAUAAUACAUGAGUAUUACAUGAGGUACCUUGAUUAUAAUUAAAACCAUAUUAUGAUAUUGUUUAUGGUCAAAUUAAAAUAUUAGAAUCUAAAUUAUUUUAAGAAUCAAACAAUUUAUUUUCAAGGUUUUCAUUUGUUACAGUUAAUUAAUUAUUUUAAUUAAUUGUUAAGUUUACAUUUUUGCUUUAAUUAAACAUGAUUGGUUUUAAUAUUCUGAAUUUAUACAUUUAAUGUCAUAGUAUAUCUAUAUAUUUUAUAGGUAUAUAAUAUGUUUUACAAAACCGUGAAGUGCAAUUAUUACUUUUUAAUUAGUAACUGGGUUUAUUUUUUGAAAAUAAAAUUGUAUUUAUAUACUUGUGACGUAAUUAACAAUUCCUGGGCAGUUAGAUGUUUUUUUAGGUUUCAAACAAUUGGACUACUUUUACAAAUUAAUUACAACUUUUAAUCUAUAGGUAUAUCAAAUAUUUAAAUCUUUAUUGUAAUUUUAAAUAACUGUACGUAUAUAUAUACCGUAUAUACCUAUUCAAAUCGCAUCAAAUAAAAACUCAAACUACUUGAUAUUAAUUUAAAUGAUAAUAGCAAUAUUAUAUAAAAUAAUAAACUAAAUAUUUAUUAUUUAUGUUCCAUAUGAUUAGUGGAGUAACAAGAAAUAUAGGUUUUUAAUAUUUUAAAAUUCUCAUAGAUGAGUUCCAUUAUCAUUUUGUAUAUAUUUUAUGUACAUAUAUUUAAUUUGUAUUACAUGGUCCUAAAAUUGUAAAACAAUGAAAAACCUGUUAUUGCCUAAUACAUUAUACAAAUGUGUUUAGUGUCUACAUAUAAAUUAGUAUAGAGUUAACUAUUUUAUUAGUCUCAAUCUUGCAAUACUUAUUACAUGCCUAUAAAUAAAUUUUAUUUUUAGUUUGGGUGCCAUUCAUCCUGAUGCCUAUGAAGCAUACCAAACUUCACAUAAUUUGAAGUCUGUUAUAGAGAAAGCAUGUUCUUGUGAUUCUUCCAAAAUAAUUAGUAAUACAAAUAGCAAAAUUAACAUUAAAUUAUCUUUAUUAACACCAAUUUUACCAAUGUUGGUAAGUUUCCACACUAUAUGUAAUUUCUUAUAUUUAUUUAUUUUAUAAUCUAUUGUUUUAGGCUGAACCUUGCAAAAAUUUAGAUGGAGUUUUUAAGAAAUGCUUAACUGGUAUAUAUUCAGAAAUUAAGUAUGAUGGUGAACGUGUACAACUGCAUAAAUGUGAAAAAGAAUUUAAAUUUUUUUCAAGAAGUCUAAAACCUGUCUUGGGUCAUAAAGUAAAUAUUAUUGAUAUAUACUGCACACAUAAUUAUAUAUAUUUAUUUGUACUUAAUAUUUGUGUAUAUUUUAUAAUUGUAGGUCGAUUUAUUCAAAGAGUUUAUUCCCAAAGCUUUUCAACACGGGAAGGAGAUUAUUUUAGAUUGUGAAGUUCUCAUGUAUGAUCAUAAAAGUAAUAAACCAUUACCAUUUGGUACUUUAGGAGUUCAUAAGGUAUUUCCUUUUUCUAAAAUCAUUAGUGUCAAUUAUAAUUUUAACAUUAUUAUAUGAUUAUUGUUUCACAGAAAAGUAAAUUUAAAGAUGCCAAUCCUUGUCUGUUCAUUUUUGAUUGUAUGUACUAUAAUGGUGUAUCAUUACUAGACAGGUACAGUAGAUUAUUUAUUAUAACCUAUAGUAGAUUCAAUAAAUAUGUGUAACUGAUCCUAAAUAAAAAAUAUUGAAAACAUUUUUUCAUCAAACAAUUUUAUAAUAAUUUAUUGUAAUUACAUAAAUAAUUUUAUAUUAGAUUCUAAAACUCAUAAUAGUGGGUAAUUAGUAUGAUGGCAGAUGGAAGAUAUUCUAAAAUAUACACCUAAUAGUUAAAAAAAAAAAUUAUAUAAAUUACAAGGGUCAUCUGGAAAGUAAUACCUGUUCUUGAUUAUAGAUUAGAGGAGAAUCAUAGUGAUAAAGUUAGUAGCAUCAAAAGUGUCCAAACAGUGGCAUUUAGAAAUAUAAACCACUGCAGCCAAUGCUCCCAUCUCAAUAACAAACUUUAAAAAUUUAAACCAAGGGUUACUGCCAAUAAAAUCAUAACAUUCACAUUUUGAGAUUAGAAGGGAAUCUUUCUUAUUGAUUUCUUGGUGUCAAGGCAGAAUUCAGUAAGAUGGAUGAUUCAGAACUAGUCAGAGUUGAGCAUAAUAUUGAAUUGAACUUUUAAAACACCUACCAUCCAUAUUUCUUUUCUGUUGUUUUUGUUUUAUAAAUAUUUUGUAAUGAGUUUCGCAUUAUUAUGCUGCAUAAAUGGACGUUCCAUGUGACAAGAAAUUAAUAAAUAGUUUCCUGUUUUGCAGAGGCCACUGUUUUUAAUUUUGAAAGUUUGUUAUUGCAGUGACAACGGUGACUGCAGUAGUUUCCAUUUCUAGACACCACUUUUUGUUUUGUUUUGGUUCUACAAUUUCCAUCUGACCUAUAAUCACAAACAGGUGUUAAUUUCCAAAUGAACUUCAUAAACCCCAUGUAUCCUAUUAUCUUUUAUUUAAAUUCUUUUAUGAUAUUUUUCAGAUCAAUUGUUGAACGCCGGAAAAUUCUUAUGCAAAAUAUGACUGAAAUCAAAGGACAUAUCAUGUUUUCAGAAGUUAAAGAAUUACAUGUCAGGAUACAUUUUUAAAAAAAACUCAAUAAUAACUUGUAUUUAAAAGUUUGACUUAUUUCAGAACACUAAAGAACUUAAAUUAAUGGUGGAGACUGUAUUAAGACAAGGUCUAGAAGGAUUAGUUUUAAAAGACUUGAGGGUAAGAAGAUUAAUUUUUUUUUUAUAUUUUGGAACAAUUUUAGUUUAGUAACCAUUCAAUUUUUUGAUAUAUUUAUUUUUAAAAUAUGUUCUUUGCUAUACAUAAUAAAUAUAAACAAAAAAUAAAAAUUGGACAAAAUUUGUUUAAAAGUAAUGAGAGAAAGCAUUUUAAAAUAGUUUAUUUUGUAAUAAAAAUGGUUACAAUUUUUUAAAUUUUAUUUUGUGUUUUUCAAUGUUUUAUAUAUUGAUAAAAUCAACUUAUAAUUACUUUUGAUGUUUUUGUAACUCUUAUUUGUGUCCAGAAUUUAUUGUCUAAUUAUUUAUUGUUUAAUAAAUGCAAAAAAAAAUGUUUUCAAAAUGUAGGUAUUAGUAAACAGAUAUAAAUACAUCACAUGUUGUUAGCUUUAAAAAUUAUAUAUAUUUAUGCAUAAUAACAUGUCCUGACUGACUGACUGAGUUACUGACUUACUGAUUUAUCAUCAUAGCCCAAACCACUGAAUAGAUUGGGCUGAAAUUUGGCAUUUGCUAUUAUGACUAGCUAUUAUACUACCUAUUAUGACGUAGGUAUCUACCAUGAAAGAAUUUUUAAAAAUUCAACCUCUUUUGUUUGUUUUUAUGAAUUUUUGGUAGAAAUACCUAAUAGUUUAUUUAUGGUUACAUUGGUGACUUGGUUGACAAUUUAUUUGUUACAGAUAAGAUAACUAUUAUUACUAUUAUCUAGCAAUAGCAAAGUAAUAUCUACAUUGAAUAGUAACUGUUGUCUUUUUUAUUUUAUUUAUUUAUUAUUUUAUUAUAUUACAUUAUUAUUAUUAAAAAUAAUAUAAACUGUGUGCAUAUGUAUGACAAGGUGUAUAUAGAACACAAAUUCAAAUAGCAGCAAAAUAUACAUUAAUCAAAUAUUUAUUUCUUACAUUAAAUUACAUAUUUAACAUUUUAAACAUAAUUGGUUGAAUGAAUCUGUUUAAUUUUAGGGAACUUAUGAACCAGGAAAGAGACAUUGGCAAAAAAUCAAAAAAGAUUACCUGUUUGAUGGAACCAUCGCUGAUAGUGCCGAUCUUGUAGUUCUUGGAGCUUGGUUUGGAACUGGAAAUAAAGGUACCUAAUUAUAUUAUAAGUAUAUAAGACAUUAGUACAGUUAAACACUAUGUUUUAUACACAAUAUUUAAAAAUUGUUUAUAAAUAGGUGGCAUGAUGUCAAUAUUCUUAAUGGGCUGUUAUGAUAAAGCUAAAAAGGUAUGGUGUACUGUAACAAAAGUACAUGGAGGGCAUGAUGAUAAAACAUUAGAAAAAUUACAGGUAAAAUAUGAUUUUGUUUACAUUUAAAAUGCUAUUAGUUAUCUAUGUACAAUGGGAAAAAGUAAAUGUAGCCAAUGUUAUCAUGAGCAAAUUCAAAUUUCAAAUGAUAUCAAAUACCUAUCAACCAGUAUUAAACUUUUAUUAAAAAUAUUGCUUUGUACAAGUAUUAAUUUAAAUGUUUAUACAACACAAUUAAAAAUGAUUUUAAAAAAAAUUAAUUUACUAUCAUAAUAAAAAUUUACCAUUGAAUUAAAACCACACAGAUAAUUUGUUCAUAAUAAAAUGUAUAUUAUUUUAGAAUGAAUUAAAGAUGAUCAAAAUUAGUAAGGAUCCUGAUAGAGUUCCACAGUGGUUGAAAUGCAAUAAAUCAAUGAUUCCAGAUUUUGUAGCACAAGAUCCUAAGGUAAAUAAAAAAAAUGUUACAAUUAUUAAUUUUGAAAAAUUAUUAGAACACCUAUAUAGCUUUAUAAAGUUAAAAAUAGUUUUGAUAUUUAUUUAUUUUAUGGACAAAUUGCCCAAUUUCAAGUACAUUGAUAAUAAUAAGAAUUGAGAAAUAAAUACAUAACAAAGUUGCACAUAAUAUAUUAACAACAUUCAUAUACAAUGAUAUUGCAUUGUUGUCAAGUCUCAAUACAUACAAAUUUAAUAUUGAUGCCAAUGAUACCUAUAGGAGCUAAAAUAUUCUAUACUUUCAUAUUUUAACAGUAAAAUUUUAUUAUUAGUAGACUUUAUUUUCCAAGAAAAUUUGUGAAUGUUUAUGAGGUGAAAAAAAUUUAAAAAUGUUUUCUGUUUGAAGUCUCAGUUUUAGUAGCUUUUUGCUAAUUUGGAAAACUAUUGUGAAUUUCAAAAAUUGACAAUAUUUAUAAUGUACCAAGUUGAGGUAAUUUCUUAUUUAUAGACUUAAACAAUGCUGGAUGAAACUUUGAAAUGUGAUUUUCUACCAGAAAAGUUUAUACACAAUCUUAGCUUUAUUCAGAACCAAAGAUUUGGUAGUAUACCUAUGAGUUUAUUUGUAUUUUUCUUAAUUUUUAUAAAUUUAUGUUAGUAAGCUAUUAAAUAUUUAUUAAAAAUAAUAUUUAACAUUUAAAUAUCCAUAACUGGGUAAUUUUUUAACAUUAGGAAGUUUGAUCAUUAAAAUUCAUAAAAAUAAUAAGAUUAAAAAUAAUUACUCAAAAAUUUGGGAGUUGCCAUUUAAAAAAAAAGUUGUUAUGUCCAUGCACAAAAUUAAAUGUCAUGCAAAUAGUUUAAUUAGUUUAAUAAGUGUAAAACAAAGUUUAUUAGGCACCCAAAAAGACAGAAUUAAAAUACAUUUAAUUUGUGCAAAGUUAUAGAGUGUUUCCAACUAAUGAUUACACAUUGUAUAAUAUCUAAGAAGGCAAUUUAUUAACCUAAGAGUUUACAUUAAAUUGCACAAAAUGUACUUAUUUAGUAUUAUUUAGAAAUGAAAAUAAUAAGUUAAGUAGGUACUUAUGUAUUUUUGAUUUUUUUUUUUUAAUUCUUCUUCCUUUGCAAAUUUUUUUCUAUAUAUUUUUCUAUUUUGAGUUCUACAUGGUUUUUAUUGGUCAUUUUUAAGUAAAAAAAAAUAUUAACAAGGCGAAUGUAAUAAAAAUGACUAAUAUUAUGACUAUAACACUUAUUAAAUAAUCAAUUUUGUUCAUAUAAUAUUCUUAUACCUUAUAUACCUAUGUAUACAUUUAGAGAAAUAUUUGAAAUAAAUGGCAAUUCUAAAUAUUCAACAGUAUUAUUAAAUAAGGAGGUUCAAAAAAUAUCCAAUCAAUAUUUAACUAUGUUUAACAUGCGUGUUUAAACAUUGAUGGGAACGGUUUAAAUACAAUUUUAAUGCCAGGUGUGAAUUUUGUAGUACAAAGUUUAACUUGGAAUUAAUGAAAAAGAGGGCUCCAUAAAAAUGAGAUAAGCAAUAUUUCUGGUAUAGAAACAAAAAAAGCAUACAAAUUUAAAAUAAUGAAAUCAUAAUGCUGGAAAUUUAUUAGUUUUCAUUUUAAUUUGUUUCGGGUUUUUCUCAAUUAUUAUGAAAACUAGGGAAAAUCAAUAAUUAAUUAAGAUUCUUGUCGUUUUUAUAUUGGAAUGAUAUUAAUGGAAAAAAACAUAGUUUGCAAAAAUUAGCAGCUACUGUCACAGUUAAUUUAAUGUUCACCUGUAAGCAACAAUAAACCAUUGCUUACGAAAAAACGAUUCUGAACAGAGUUCAGUUAGUAGUAUAGUUGCUUCGUCUACCAUAUAUAUAUCAUAUUAUGGUAAAAUAAUUACAUAGACAUUAUACAUAUUCUUUAAAAAUAUUUGUUCAACAAUGUACCUAUUUUCUCGUUUUUCUUCCAUUUUUUCAUGGUUUUUCAAAUUUUUCGGGAAAACCCUUUGGAAAAUUGAAAAAUGAUCUUUCUAAUAUACUUCCAUAAGAACAUUUUCUUUCAGAUACCUUUUACAUCGUUUACAUCAGAGUAAGCUUUCUGGCAGAAAGUAUUCAAAUAAAAAAAAAAAAAAAUUUGUAAAAUCAAUACAUUCUUCGCUACACUCACAAUCUAGUUAGAAAAGAGACGGACAUACUUCGUACGUGUGUGCAGCCACUGUUGAAAGUAGGAAGUUGAGAAUAUACGUAUCAUUUUUAUAGACUUGAAAUUUGAACACAGAACUUGUAUUUGCCUUUUCUAAACGUGGUAAAAUUUUCAACAAAUUUAAGCUAUUUUUGAGCUAUUUAUAGAUAUUUUAAUUUUGUGAGUUUUGUACGUAAUUUUUAUUCAGUAUGUAUUUUGUGGUAAAUUGUUAGACUUAACAAAAAUGUUUGAAAUUUUAACGGGAGGUUCAUUAAAAGUCGUAAUUAGUGGUAAAAAUUCCAAAAAUCAAAUUUUGAUGAAAAUCGUUUGACUAAAAAAUUAUGUGGAACAAAUCUAGUUACUAGUCUACGCAUAUUUUUAAAAAAUUUUAUUUCGUUUUAAUUAUAUGUAUAUUGCUAAUUUAAGAUCGAUGGUGAAGUCAAAAUUGAGCAGACUGACUUAGUUUCGAAUUUCUGGCUUUUUAAAGUUCUGAUAUUAUUAUUUAUUAUAUUAUUACUAGUACCUAAUGAUAUUAUAUGUUAUAACUCUAUAUUUUCAAAUAUGUAUUAUCUCUAUCUUAGUUUAGUAGUGCUACCUAUCCAUUGUCUACCUAUUGUCGUAUAGAUAUCGCGAGUUCAAUCCCUUGUUCCGAAACAAAUGCAUUUUGAGUGUACCUCGUUUGGGUGUAAGCGAUCGCUCGAUGGAGCUAUUUUAAUCAAAAAAUACUCCUCGAUUUGUGUUGUAAACUUUUCUACCAGAAAUCUUACUAUGAUGUAUUAAGUGCAGCACCUUUUUUGAAAGAAAAUUGUAUUUAUGUAUAUUACUUUGAGGCGGUUAUUUUUUGAUUUUCCCAGGAGUUUCCACAAUAAAUGGAAAAAUCAAGAAAAUAAAUACAAUAUUAAACAAAUAUCAUAACGCAUAUAUAAUUAAUAAUUAUUUUACCAUAAUGUGACAUUUAUAUUAUUGACAAAACAACACUAUUAACCGAACUUCGCUCAAAAUCAUUUUUUUGUUAGCAAUGGUUAAUCGUUGUGUACAAAUAUUCAUUAAAUUUCCUUUCUAUACUUUCCCGAAUUCUCACCUACAACAGUGGUCCACCAGCGUACAUUUUUCCGUUUUUUCCCAUUAAUUGAAAAUACUCCUUGAAAAAUCAAAAAGUUACUUCCCUGAAGUACCACCCCAGUCAGAUUUUCUUUCAGAAAAGAUGCUAAAACUGAUUCUUCGGAGCAAGAUUUCUGGUAGAAAUUGUAAAACCAAUACAUUCUUCGUUACACUCAGAAUCUAAAAUAUUCAUUAUUUUUAAUGUGAAUUAGGUAUAAGUAUUUAACUGAUUUUUCAAAUAGUUUUCGAUAUGUUGUGGAUUAUUGUGUUUUUGACUUUUUGUCGACUUAAUAUUAGUGUCGUUUAGUAAAAAUAAUAUUAUGUCUGACCGGAUGCACAAUCAAUCCGGAUUUUUCUGGUAAGUGAUCCAUUGAAAUUCCAUUAAAAAGUGAAUGCUUUUUACUCCGGUCUACUGAGUGAAUAAACCGUGUACUGAAAAAAAUAGCACUUUCAAUACCUAUAAUAUGAUGUUGGAUGUACUUAUUAUUAAAUAGUCUCUGACCAUCGCCGUAUUGGUUUCUCCAUUUAUAAUUAUUUUACUAUGCCGGUGGCGAUGGUACCAUGGCAGUUCUAUUUAUGUUUUUUUUUUUUAUGUAGAAACCAAAAUUUAAAUAAAUCGAUUAAUACCAUCACCGAGUUAUAAUUUGUUCACCCGACCAUUCGUCUCCGAGUAUUUGUUUUGCUUUCAACAACACUAGUAACGACAUUGAUUAAUGCCGUAAAAUUAUUCAACAUUAACUAUUUAUAAAUCAUAAUUUAUUAUAUGAUAGUAUGUAGUGUAGAUGAUUUCAUGUCAAAUAAUUACUUUUUGGCGUUUGCUGGCGAAUAAUUUACAUCUGGCCAAUAAAACACAUCAAAUAGAAAUUUUUGGAACUAAUGUCUUCUCCACACCCUCCCCUCUAAUAAACCACUGUAUGAAAUAAUACACACGUAGUGCUUCAAAAAUAGAGUUUGUCAGUUGUUCAAUUCACUCAGGUUCAAAAGGUGUUUCGAAAGCUUAAAGUCCACAUUCAAAAUGGUCUUUUAAAUAGGUAUUUAUUUAGCAACGGAUAUUUUCGAUUUUUCGUAGUUACCUCUGUGCAAUAUAACAUUCGAGUAGAAAAUACGAGUUCAAAUGUGAUUGACUUAAAAUAAAUUAUCAUAUACGAGCCUCAGAAUUCAUAGUUGUGACACCUACACUUUUACAAUUAUUUAUUAUGCAGAUGUUGUGUAAUACCUGUUUAAUGAAAACAAUUUAUCGUGCUAAUAGAAAAUGCCAGUUUGGGAAAUUACCGGGGCAGAAUACUCGCAAGCCGAAAUACAUACAGCUAAUGGUAUAUCUAUCAGAUUUCCUAGGGUGACUAAAAUUAGAAAUGACAAAACUUGGGAAACCGCAACUACGCUUACCGAAUUACAAGUAAGUAUGACAGUUCGUUCGUGACGAUUUAACUUUUUACCUGAAUAUUAAUUUCGUUUUCAGAAUUUAUUCGAAUUGUCAAAAGAAACUAGUAAUUUAAAUAUUUUUUCAAAUCUUCGUACUGACAAAAAUACCAGUUCUGAAAACGAAUCGCCUCAACCGACUCCUGAAAAACGAAAACAUAUGAAGGUGAGUAAAAUAUUUAUCUUAAAGUCACCCUUCUUCUCGUGUAAGUUAUAAUGCUAGUUUGUUUCAGUUAUUUCUAGUCCUUAGGUUAGUUUUAGUUUAGUUUGGAUUGUUGUAUAUGCAUCCUUGUUAAGCUUCGGCUUUUAUUGGAAAAGUAUAUAAAUGCUAUUAAAAGGCCGUGCUAAUUUUUUUUUCGUGAUAGGCAAUAGUCUAGAAUACUUUUCGUCCUACUCUAUACUACAUAUUACUACUUAUAGUAGUAUAAUUGUUGUUGUAUAUUAUUAUUGUUGUACUACUAUAUAAACAUUUAUUUUGGCCAGUGUAAUAUUGCAUUUAAAAUUUUAGGUUAGGUAAUGUGUAAAUACUUUAAAUAGCCAAUUCAUAUUUAUGUAUACUUAAAACCGAUGUUAACACACUAUGUAUGAUCCAGUCGUGGUCGAACCUAGGAAUUCAGACCAAAUUAUGUAACUAUUCUUAAAUAAUAAUAUACAAGGUGUUUUUUUCAACUAUUUAUAUAAAAAAAAUCCUGAUCGCGCCAAUGAUCACAACUUUGGUUUUUUAAAUGAGAACCUAAAUGUUUUUUAUAAAAUUGGCAAUUUCACAUUUUGGGAUUUUUCUGAAAAUGUUGACUUCUUGUAAUCAAAAUUUGAAAGAAAAGUUUCCGAGUAAUUCUACUUAAAUAACUAAAGGGUAAUAACUACAUGAUUCAGAACAAGAAAUUACCCACGCGAGAUUCCUAUGAAACAGUCUGUAUCCAAUCCUUAGUAUGUAAAACAGAAUAACUCAGAAUCUUUUUAUUCAAAUUUUUAACUAUAGUACGAAAAAAAUUUUCAAAAAAAUUAUUUGAUUGGCUAAAAUUGUUAAAACUCCUUAAAUGUUCUAAAAAAUCGAGGUAUCCAAAAUAUUGUCUUUAACUGUUGUUAAAAGUGUAUAUACUUAAAAAUACCAAAAAUCAGAAUUUGAAUUUAUGCAUAAUUUAACCAUAUAAAUGGGGUGAGUAUGCUUAAAAAUCACCCAGUAUAAUAUAUAAUAUAGAUAUAAAAAAAAUUGUGUUAAAAAUUUUAGUUCUUAUAAAUUAUCCUUAUCCUCAUAACAAAAUAAUUUGUUCACCACUGGUACUAUUAUUGUUAUGUUCAAUCAAAAAAAAGACAUACAUACUUACCAUGAUAGGUGGACCACUGUUGUAGAUGUGAAGUUGGAAAGGUAGAAUAUAGAUGGGAAUUUAUGUAUAUGUAUACAUUAUAUAUAUAUAUAAUUAAAGAUUAUUCAUUGCUAAAACAAAACGAUUCUGAGCGAAACUUCAUUAAAGAGUAUUACUUUUUCAACAAUAUGUAUGUUAUAUUAUAGUAAAAUAAAUAUUAUUGAAUAAAAUAAAUUACACAAUAAACACAUAUUAUGUUGCAUUUGUUUUUUCCCUGUUAAAUCUACUUGACGUGGUUUUAACAAAAACAAUUUUUUUUUGGAACUCUGAUUUAAACUUGUGAUCUCUGGGAUGAUUUCAGGUACAUACCACCACUAGACUACGACAAAUAUUCUAUAAAUAUAACAAAAACAAAUUAUUUAACAUAACACAGGUGUAAUAUUCACAUAAAUAUCAGAAUUUCAAAAAGUUAAAGUUUCGAAAUAAAGUCAGUCCGCUCAAUUCUGGCUUUAUCAUCGUUCUUAAAUUGGCAAUCUGCAUAUUAUGUUUAAAACAAAAACCAAAAAAAAAAAAAAAAUUGAAAAAUUUGCUUAGACCAGUAAUUCUACAUUAAGCUCAAUUUCUUUUUUACUACUAAAAUGUACCAAUUUUAAUAAACCUCGUGUUAAACAUUCAAGAAUUUCUGUUUAGUAAAUAAUUUUAUCCACAGAGUACCUACCAAAAAAAAAAUUACGUACAAAACUCGCAAAACUAAAAUGUCUAUAAAUAGCUCAAAAUUGCUAAAAUGUUUGAAAAUUUUGUCACGUCUAGAAAAGCCAAAUUUCGUGUCUAAAUUUCAAGUCUCUACGAAUAUUUUUAACUGAAUUACUACAAAAACAAAAUUUAAAAUAAUAAAAUCAUAUUUUCGUAAAUUUUCCUGUUUUCUUACGUUUUAUCCCGGGUUUUCCCAGAUAUUACGAAAACCGCUUGAAAAAUCAAGAUAUAACCUAAAGUAUUAGGUAGUUUUUAGUAUUUAAAGUAUCAUCUAGACAAUAUUUUCUUUCAGAAAAGAUGCUACACUUACAUACCGAUGCAAAAUUUCUGGUAGAAAUUUGUGUCACAGUAUAUAAAAAAAAAAGAAUAAACAUUUUUCUCUAUAUUCAGUUUCUAAAAUGUAACUUGUCUGAAUAUAAUAAUGUUACUGAACAUCUAUAAAUCUCUUAAGUUAUAAAAAAAAAAUUGAAAAUGACCUAUACUUUAUUCAUAUAAUACAGUAUAAUACAAAAAAUAAACUAUACAUUAUUAUUAAAUACACAUAAUAUUAUACAGCAUUAAAUUCAUAUAUAAAUAUAUAAUACCGUAUAAUACUAAAAAUAUAUAAAAUACUGUAUUUUCGUUUUACUGCUUACCUAUAUCUAUUUUAUUACGACAGUUGGUUAUUCGAUAUUAUAAUAAUGAAAGUUUCCGCGUAAAUGUUUCUGUUUCAUUAUACGAGAUUUGCAAACAAAUUUUACCCAGAACGAUAAUCGAAUGUUGUGAAAAAUUGAAAAAUAUAAAAUAAAUUAUAAAUAUACAGAAGUAUACCCACAACAGUAUAAUGUAACAUUUAAAUUUACACGACUGGAAAUAAACGAGUUUGUUGUAUAGAUAGAAAUAUUUGCAGAUAGUUUAUAAUAUAUUAUAUUUGUUGUGCAUAAAUAAUUGUGGUAAACUUGCAAAUAAAUAACAGUGGAAAUCCUACGUACCUUCACUGUUUUUUUUAAAGAUAUUCAGAAAAAUUCACCAAGUAGAAUAAGUUUCACUAUAUGUGAAAUUCACCAUUUUUUGUUCGGUCACCUAAAACCCAACAAUAAAUUAUAUUAUACUGCGUAUUAACGAAUAUUAAAUCUAUAGUUAUAAUAUUAUGUUUUAAAUAAAAACUUUUUAUUAUUAUUAUUCCAGAGAACUUUGGACGAUCACGUCAAACCGGGUGGUUCAAAAACUAAUGUCAGAAUGGAAAAUAAUCCUGUUAAAAAAAUUAAACUUUGUGCCGAAAGACCACGUCAACCGGUAAGAGUACUUUUUUAUGUUAUUGUAUAGGUAACUUAUUAAUUAUACUACCUAUAUAUAAAUUAUUAUUAUUUUUACGAACAUAAAAACUUACUUAAAGUUAUGUAUACACAAGUGAGCAGCAAACUCUGGUCACUAUAAAGUCAAAUCCUCUUUCCCACCUAUUUUAUAUUACAGAAAUAUUUUUUGCAAAGCGAUAUAUAACCGGACACUAUAAUAAUAUAAUACUAUACUAUAAUUAUCAUAAUUUUUCCAAAAAAAAAAAAAAAAAUGUUAAAAUUUGAUAAUAAACAUCGUAAAGACGAUUAAAAGUUUAAACAUACAAAUCACAUUCUUGAUAUUACGUAUACAAAAUAUCAUUCCCCCCCUGAUUUCAUUUAGGGAAUCCAUAAUGAUUUGAAAAACUAAAAAACCUUUUUUUCCUACAAUACAAUGGCUAAAUUGAUAUUAAAAUUCAACCUAACCCUAAUUUUUAUCACUUCGAUCCAGCUACAAACAAUUCCGAUUCCCAAGUUCAGAGAAAGCUGCUAGAAAUGUCCUAAAGUAGAAAUAAAAAGAUAUGCAAUACUAUAUUUUCGAAUAAAAUCUGUCAAAAAAGAUUUGUAAGUAGCACAUUUCCGUCCACUUAAUUCGGAUUUUACACUAGGUAUCAAUUUUUUAUUUUAGAAAUAUUCUUUGCCAAACAAUAAAUAACCGAAUACUAUGUAUACUAUAUUAAAUUAUAAAACUUCCGAAAAAAAACAAUUUAAAAUUUAAGCAUCAAAUGCUUAAAUGCAAUGGUAGGGGCGGAGAUUAAAAAUCGAAACUCUCAAAAAGCACGUCUUCGAUACUAAUGCCGUGCAAGUAUAAAAUUAUAUUCCUUUGAAGGCUUCAUUUGUAAGGUCUUAUAUUGAGGUAUUCAAAGCUUACUUAUCAAAGUACAAUCUUACUUCCUUGAAAAUUAAAAAAUCUUAAAAAUGUUGAAAUAAAUUCAUAUUGAUAUUCCACUCGACUUUUUAUCACUUCAAUUCGCCUGCUAUAAAACAAUACUUUAAUUCUUCAGUUUCAACUCGUUGAUGGUACAAAGGGAGCCGCCAAAAGUGUAUUAGAAAAAAGUGACGGAAAAAAGAUACAAAGUAGACUGUAAUAUAGUUUCGCCUAUUUCCAGGGAGAAUUUGACGAAAAAAAACAUGCUUGUAAUAGAUUUCAGUUUGUUAUUUUGUUCAUCGCUACACAAGAUGUUCUACAGUGUUAUCCUUAUGCUAAUAACUAAUGUGCUAAUAUUAAUUUUUUUUUUCAAUCGGGUUUUGUUCGAGUGGGACACAUGUGUAAAAAAAAAUUAAAUUUAUAUCUAUUUAAUUUAUUUAAGAUAUUUAAGAUAUUUUAAUCUCAUAAUCAUUGAAAAAAAUAACUUUUUAUCUAUUCACUUUUUAAAAUUUUUGAAAUAUUUUAUUCAAAAAUGUAUCAUACAUUCUUUGCCAAUUAAUAGUUUCUUAUAGUCAUUUUAAUUUCUAGAAAAUUGGCGUGAAAACAAUUAAUAUUCAAUAAAGAUAAGGAAUUACUGAACAAUUAAUUGUUCCCAAUUUUCUAUAAAUUAAAAUGACUAUUACUAAGAAACUAUUUAUUAGAUAUAAAUGUGUGCUACAUUAAUAUUUUUAGAAUAAUAUCUUUUACAAAAAGGCUGAUUGAAAAUGAUGAAAAGUGAAAAGUAUGAUAAAAAUAAAAUAAAGUUGCUUUUUUUCAAUACCUAAUUAAGUGAUGAAAAUAAAAAUUUAAUUUUUCUCUGCAUAUGUUUUACCCUCGCACCCCGAUUAAAAAAUAUAAAAUGAAUAUUGAUAGAAUAUUAGCAUAAGGAUUACAUUAUAGGACACUGUAUAAUAUAAUUUUUAUAAUAUUAUAAUACAAUUUGCUAAAGUGCUGUACGUAAUAUAACCGUCGAAAUUGAAUAUAAAUCCAUUACAAUACUAUAAGUACAUAGACGUGUUUAUCUUAGGUAUAUUUAUUAUUUUUUUUUUUAACGAAGCCAUAAAAACGUAAAUUGAAUUUAAUUUGCAUUUGUUUAUAUUCUAUUUAAUUUUUUUUCCAGCGUUUACCUGAUUUAUUCACUGGAAUUCGUCUUGUUGUGCCAGAUACGCCUUCUAAGAGUGUCUUUUUACGAUAUUUUAUUGCGUAUCCUUUUCAUAUAUAUAUAUAUACGAAUAUAUAUUAUUCUAAUAUACUUAUUGACAUCCCGCAAGACACUUAUUAAUCAUUAUAUCAAAAAGUUUAACAUAUUGCAAACUUUUGUUGGAUUUAAUUUUUUUUGAAAAUUCAAGAAACCCGUAGCAGCUCUAAAAUGUAACGUUACCGUUAUUUUUCAACACCUUUACUUUUGGAAGUGAAACUGCUUAUUUUGAUUUUAAAUAAUUUCGCUUUUAAGUUAUCGUUUUGUGGUUAAGAGGAUAGCAGUGUGUAGAGCAUCAUUUGUGUGCGUGGGGGUGUUGUGAAUUAAAAAGCGAAUAUACGUAUGAUUUUAUCACCCCCUCUUCCUCCAAGCAGAAUUAACGGUAAUUUUGCAUUAGGUAUUUAGAACUGCAACUUAUUAUUUCUUGAGUUUACUAAAAAAAUUAAAUCAAAUUCGUAAAAUAAAGUGAAUACUUUUUUUUGAGAUUGACUAUAAUGAUAAAUAUCUUAAUAUAUAUAUAUUUAACCGUUACAUGUUAUACAUUUUAUCUCGUAUAAAAUAAUCUGAUUAACCUGAUUAAUCCAAUAUAUAUAUAUAUAUAUAAAACUUAUACAGUUAUAAAAAUGUAUGGCUGAGGUAAGUAUACUCACUACUCAGCGUGUACCUAUCCGGAAUUUAUAAAAAAAAUAAUAUGUAAACUAUGUAUUUAAGUGUUUACUUCAACCGUAUUCCUUAAGGUACAUAAUAAUAAUAAAAAUAUAUGGUCAAGUAUGAGAAAAUUGUUUAAACGUGUUUAUUUUCGGAAUAUCUACAUAUAAUUAUUAUUAAUAAAAAAAAACAUAAAAAAAAUACAUAAAUAACAACACUUAUAUUUCGACUAAUAAUUAUUAUAAUUAAAAGAAAUGAAGAAAAACUAGUUUACGAGAUCCCCGUGUGUGUGUAUAUAGGUAGGUAUAUAUAGGUAUUUCAGUAGUUGUAUCAACUACUUUUCAUAUUUUUUUUAAAAAUGUAUGAAAACUACUUUUACGCGUUUUUAGAUUUAUAUAGAUAUGAUCAUAAUCCUUAACAAUACUGUUUUCAAUUCUAUUUACAAUAUCAUAGUUCCAGAUAUUUUUAUUAUUAUUUGAUGCAGUUUUUUAUGCAAUGUUUUAUUAAACAGUCAAAUAAUACUAUAAAAUCAUUUUCAAAAUAAUGAAAAAUAAAUUAAAACUGGAUAUUUCAACUAUAUAGAUAUACAGGAUAAUUCAUUUAACGUAAAACAUUCAUUAUUUCACAAAGUAUUGCCUUUUUUGCCAUAAUUUUUUUAAUUUAAUUUUUUUUUUUUUGGGGAGGGGAGGGAAUUGAUACAGCUACAUAUUUUUGAUUUUUAAAUAAUAACCUAUAUUAAAAAGUCCAUAAAUAAAUUAAGUGUCUCCUACCUAAACUUAAAGUGGAAUAUCUCGUAAACGUGUUAACGGGAAUGAACAACUUCAAAAACAAAAUGUAUUAAAUAAAACUAAUACUCCAUAUAUUUAUCGAAUGUUUAAGAUAGGUUGCUAUUUUAAAAUCAAAAGAAGAUGGUCGUUUUACUCUUAAAUAUAAUGGUGAUAAAAUUAUUAAGAAUGUAACAUUUUAGAUCUGCUUGUUUCUUAAAUUAUCGAAAAAAUAUAUACUUAUAUUUAAAUUCCAUACUGCGAAAUAAUAAGUGUUUGACAUUAAUAAUAAAUCACCCUGUAUAAUAUACCUAAAUCUACAAUACAUCUACGCACUGUGUGCGAUCCAUAGUCCAAUCCGUCACACACAGAGGUCGGACAAUUUUCGAAAAUUUAAUUUUUUUUUCUUUUGUUGACGAUUUAUGGAUUACUUACCUCUCAAUGACACAGAUAAAAGAAACAGUUGUUAUUGGUUAAUUUGAUUGUCACUGACAAAGGAGUACCCUUUGACAAAAAAGAAAUGAAUUACCGCACAACGGUUAACUAUGACAGUGACGAUGCGCGGUGUUGGAAACGGAAAGCGACGUUUUUAUUUAGGCAUUUUUUUUUUCGUUCAAUACCGGGCUAAGCUCUGCGGGGAUACUAUAUAAUAUUUACCUGUACAAUUAUUCUAAAAUGUCCAUAAAAAUUUUCAAAAUUGAUAACAUGAAUGUGCCUUAAAGCGUUUAUACGUUAUUAUAUUAUUAGAAUAUCCGAUACCUUUUCCGAGGUUUUCCUAUAAUAAGUUGUGAAAAAUUCUGCUAUUUGCCGCAAUAUACAAUAAUAGUUUUACCCGAUAUUAUCUUCAAAGUACCUAUGCAAGGGUGCUGGCUAAUAUAAGUAUUAAUUGGGUAACAUUAUUUUAUAUUUCCGAGGUACAGCGAACAAAAUAUUUACCAGCAUAAUUAAAAUUUGAAUCGAUUAGAUGUUUGUAAUCGUGUCACGACGGUUAAUUUAAUUAUUUUCUCGUUAAUUAAUUGUGAAGCCUCCGUGUUUACGUGAGUACGCCCGUCGACCAAUAAUAAGCAUUAUUUAUUUCCCGGUCAAGGUACUUAUAUAUAUAUAUAUAUAUAUCUAAUACUUUAGAAUAAUCAAUAAAUAAUAUUGGUGUUUUUUUUUUCUUUGUUCUUUUAAAUCAAUCUAAUACUUUAAAUUUCAAGAAAACCGCAAAACCGGAAUAAUCACCACCGGGUAGAGCCUAGGGUGGACAUUUUUCGCGAAGGAUGGAACAUUUGUUCUUUUAAAAUUUGUUGUCGAUAAAAAUAAUAUUGAAAAAUGUACAAAAAAACAACUGUAUAUUAAAUUUAAAUGUCAUAAAGUUAGGUUAAUUUUUCAAAAAGGAGGUGAGGUAUGAUGAACAUUCUAGGGGAAAUAUUAAAAACGAAUAAUAAGCCUAUGACCGAUAGCCUAUUAAAUUAUUAUUUUUUUUUACGUGUACAUUCUUUAUAUUUAACUAGGUAUUUUUAAUUUAAAACUUAAAACAGUAACGGUUUUCUUAAUAUUCACGAUAUAUAGCUAUGGAGGUACGCACAUCGAUACACCAGACGAAUCAUCAUCACCUACACACAUUAUAGUCCCAAGGAGAAGACCGAAUCAACCGCCUACACAAGUUAGUAAAAUUUCUAUUUUAGUCUUUAUUAUUAUACAUACUUGUAGACGUAAUAUUACCUUAUCUGUGAGUCAGUAUAGAGUUCGGAUGUUCCAUAGCCAAUAUAUAGUUGCGUCGACUGUACGUGUUUCUUUUCUAUGCUGCUUAUGGAAUGAAAAGUACAAAAGAUUACUUUUUUAAGCAAUUUUCUUUAGAUUCUGAGCACAGCGAUGAAUGAUUAUUAUAUAUUGACGAAUAUUGGUUUUAAUAUGACGUGUGAUAUUUCAUUUUAGAUUCUGAGCAAACCAGAAAAUUUGAAGCAGAAGAUGGAUUUAAUAUGAUGUGUAUUUCUAGCCUUCUAGGGGUUUUCAAAAUAAUUGGGAAAAACCAGAAACAAUAUCGAAAAGUAAAACGGCAAAUAUAUACGGCGCGCAGCGAUGUUACUAUUUUCAUUGUUUUUAAUUCCUACGCACUGUUUCCUUCUAGAAAUAUUUCUAUCAAAAAAUGUCAAGAUCUUUUUUGUUGCAUUUUGGAUCUAAUAUAUUGAUUUUUCAUAACAAUGGAGGAAAAACGGAAAAAUACGUAAAUUGAAAACUUACAAAUUUACGGCGUUACGAUUUCAUUGGGACAAAACAAUUUGGCAUUUCCAAUACGUGUUAAAAUAUUUUGGCAAUUUUUGAGCCGACUAUAGACAUUCGAUAUUUUGAUCAUUUAAUCACGGCAUUUCAAAACAUGACGUAUAACUGAACUGAAGUUUCCGUCAACAGUAUCGACUUUUUUUUCAUUUGUCGAUAUGUUUACAAAUAGGUAUCACAAAUUAAAUAGCAUUAUAAUGCGUUCUAUGCCUGAAAAGCGUCCACUUAGAAUUACCUACAGUCGACAUGCACUCCUGGUACACGGACCCUCACAAUAUGUCAGCUACAGUUGGUUUUCGGACUCUUGUCUUCGCCCCUCGUCCGACUGUCAUGAAACCCCUCACCCACCGAAACACUCGCCACCGCCCCCACACACCGGACGCCAAUGCCGAACGGCGUGCGACUCCGUGACGUUUCUACAUGUACCCCUGGUAUCCAGUAUAGCUUUUUAGGUACGUUCUAAACGUUUGAAAAUACUCAGGCACGAAUUUAAAAAAAAAUGCAUAAUUUUAAACUAUAGUAAUAAUUAGGACAAAGGAUUUGUAACGUUUGCAUAUUUGUUAUGCACAUUAAUAAAAAUAGCAAAUUACAAAACAAAUACGUUUCAUGUUUUGGCAAAGCUAGUUUUGAAAUUUUAUUUUGCAUAUAAAUGCAUAUUUCUAGUUUUUUUUUAUUUUAGAGCAUAUUUCCAAUUUCUUCCAUUUUAUACUUUUAGAAGCAUAUUUAAAGUAAUUUAUUAUUCUAUUAAUAUUUUUCUCUCGACAUUUCAAUUUAAUUUUAUAUACAACUAAAAUAUUGUUGAAUUUAAAAUUGUUUACAUUUGUACAGUAUAUUAUUAUGGUUGUUUCAUAAUCAUAUAAUUUGAUUUCUCCUUGAAACUCAUCUCGAGGGUCCCCGAUAAGUUUUAUUUUAUUUUUAAACAGUUAACACAAACAAUUUAUUUUUUAGGAUCAAAAGAAAAAUUUUCAAGAAAUUAAAAUUUGUUAACAAUUUUGUUGAUAAAUAUAUUUUUAAAUAAAUUAUUUUAUAAAAACUAUAUAUAAGCAUAUUUUCAGUGCAUAGUAUAGGGUGUUUAAGUGCAUGAGGGCUUGAAUAUUUAGUGCUUUUUUUAAAGCUACAAAUCCUCUGUCCUAGUACUAAUAUACAUUUUUGAAUUUCGAAGGGUGUUUAACAUCCUAAAUCCCUCCUUUUCAUUCUUAGGACGUCUUUUACAAUAAUGUAUUGUAUUUUCUUUUAGUCCUGUUUUAAUCUUCGAAAAUUUGGUUCAAUCGUAAUGAUUCAUGAAUUGUACUUAUAACCGAUAGUUAAGCGUAAUGUCGUAGAUUAUUAUUAUAUGAUCGUUGUUUAAGUUUAAGGAUAUGAUAAAAUUCUAAAAAAAAAAUAGUUAUUUAUGAUAAAAAAUGUUUAAUUUAACUCAUACAGUAUACAUAUAAACCAAAAUAUUAUCCUAUCAGCUACUGUUGAAUGAUUUUUCGCUAUUCAAAUGCAUUUUAGAUUCUGAAUCGAGAGAGAGAAAUAUAUUUGUUUUUUUUCUGUGGACAACUUUUCUACCAGCAAUUUUACUCCGAUUUUUAAUUAUAGCACUUUUUUUGAAAUUUAAUCUGAUUGAGGUGCCCCUCUAGGAAGGUAAUUUUUUGAUUUUCCCAAGAGUUUUCCUAAUAAAUGAGAAAAAUAUAGGAAAAAAGGGAAAAUAGGAAGGUACAAUAUUAAAAUAAAUGUUAUAAAAAAAAAUAUAUAUAUAUAUAUAGUACAUGUAAUUAUUUUACCACAGUAUGACAUAUAUAUUAUUAAUAAAGCAACACUUUUAAUCGAACUCUUUUCGUUUCGAAUCAUUUUAUCGUUAGCGGUAAUGGUUAAUCAUUGCGUAUAGAUAUUUAUUAAAUUUUCCCUCUAACUGCUUAAUAUACCUUUUCAACUUCUCACCUACAAUAGUGAUCCACCCAUCGUGUGAAGUAUGUCCAUAUUUUUUUUUAUGUAUCACCUAGUUACAUUUCCUUUCUGAAAAAAGUUGCGCACAUAUAAAAAAAAAAAUGAACAUCUUUGUAAAAUUAUAAACUUUUUCGUGUUUUAUAUUGCUAAAUUAAAUUAGUAAAAUAUAACAAUAAGUUUCGUAAAUGUUUUGUAGAGUUACAACAUCCGAACCCUAAAUAUUGAUCUGGCAAAUCAAAGUUUAUUUAAAAUGAUUAUUACAAUAUUUUAAAAUAACAACCUGACGUUAUGUUAUAUAAUAAUAGCAGUUUACGGUCGUUAGCACGAACCACAAAAAUAUAUUUACAAAUCGUUUGGUUGUUGAUAGCAGAGUUGCCGAUGAAAAUGUAGCAUUACUAAAACAAAAAAAAACAAAAAAUGGUUAUUAACUAUUAUAUAAUAUCAACAUAACAGCAUAAGCGUAACCAGGGAGAUAUACAGACAAGUUUGGACAAUUUCAAAAGGAAAUUGGGGUGAUAAUAGGGUGUAAUUUAGUAACUAGGGAACUUUGGUAAUUAGUUCAUUUGGCAUGAACUAUGUGUACAAGUUAUAAAUUUACAUCAAAUGUAUUGUUAUACCAAGCAAAUUAUUAGCUUUUAAAUUAUUUUUCCGAAUUACGCCUUUGGUAGACGCAGUAAAAUUUUCAAAAUAUUCUAGCUAUUUUUAGGCUAAUAUAGGUAUUUGAUAUUUUCAUGUUUUGUAUGUAUUUUUAUUUAGUAAGAAUCUAUUAUUAAAAUUAUAUGACUUGGGAGAAAUGCUUGAAAACCUAACACAAGAUUAACAGGUUAUAUCAUAAGUUGUAUUUAGUGUCUAAAAAGAAAAAUUAGAUUUGAAUGCAUAAUUUUUUUUUUCAUAAGCGUUUUAAGAUCAAAUUUUGACGAAAAUCGUAAAAAUUACUGAAUUUCAAAAUAUAUCUUACCGAACUUCGCUCCAAAUCGUUUUUCAUUAUCGUUGCGUACAGAUAUAAAUUUAAUAACUUUAUGUAUUAUACCUUCCCAGCUUCCCACCUACAAAAGUGGCUGCACUCGUCCAUACUGGUAUCAGUUCUUUUUUUUUCUAUCUAUAACAUUGUGUUACAAAUCAACAAUUUUGUACAAAAUAUGCUUUGGGACAAAACCGAUGGGGUGAAAUCGAUAAAAUAUGUAGAUAUAAUAUUCUUUGUUAAAAUACAUUGGAAAUUCAACAAAGACUCAUUUUACUAUACCUAAUUGAAAUAAUUAAAUACAACAGUAAAUUAUAAUUGGUUUUGUAAAUUCCUUUGAAGUAUAUCUUAAUAUUACAUAAUAUUAUGUUAACCUUAACUAGUACCUGUCAUACUAUGCAUCUAUAUGCACUGGUUUAAAAUAGAUAUAUUUCUCCGGUAUCGGGGAAAAGUCGUAAAAAUAUUAAAAAUAGUUAGUUAGUGGCUUGUUAAAAAAAUAAAUAUGAACGAUAUUUACUGUAUUAUUAUUAUUAAACAUUGAAGGUAUUUCCUAAUUCAUUUAUCCAAAAACAUAAGGUAUAUUUUAAAGUCCUGAAUAAAUGUAAAGGUUUUAAUUUUCCGGUUUUUUUUGUCCCGUUUUGUUCCCCUAUUAGUAAAUAUAAUAUUGUGUAACAAAAUGUAUACUGUAAUAAUUCAAUAAUUUAUUUUGUAGUGAACAGACAGUGUAAAGUAAAUUUUACUUUACUGGGUGUCCUAUGUUAUAGACUCUAAUGUGCGUCCAUUUGGACCCAGAAAGCCUCCUUGAAAAAAUGUUCUUUAACAUAAUAUUGUUAAAAUAAAAUGUUCUCACGUUUUCAGGAACACGAAUCGCUGAAGCUACUGAAGUACGAGAAGAGCUCAAGCGUGACUGUGUACGCGCAGUGGUUUUGGGAUAGCAUAAGAAUGGGUAAACUUUUGCCUAUAGAAGUAUAUCAGUAAAAAUUCAAAUUUACAUAUCUACUACCACUGCAAUUUAUCUACCUAUAUUUAUACAUUAUUGUGAUGAUUUUUCGCUUUCUGAGUUAUUACUAUAAUAUAUCUCAUUGACUAUAAUACGAGUAUAUUAUACUCGUAACAAUACUUAUUCACUUGAUGAUUAUUCUUCAACUUUUUUAUUAGUAUGCGUAUUUAGGAUAUACCUAAUAGGUAUUAAGGUAUGUGUGUGUGUGUGUAGGAAAUUUUUAAGUUUUUGAAUCGUUCAUUAAAAUGAUUUUAAAAUAUUUUACAGCUAGAUUAUAUACGAUAUAAACGCAUAAUUUAUUUAAAUAAUUAUAAAUUAUAAUAUAUUAUAAUACUUGUUUGUUUAUAAUAAAAGUAGUGUCACU
Molecule: messenger RNA, 49800 nt
Organism: Cinara cedri
Lineage: Eukaryota; Metazoa; Arthropoda; Insecta; Hemiptera; Aphididae
Source: the annotation of a GenBank genome assembly